Molecule: messenger RNA, 53685 nt
Organism: Pelobates cultripes (western spadefoot toad)
Lineage: Eukaryota; Metazoa; Chordata; Amphibia; Anura; Pelobatidae
Source: the annotation of a GenBank genome assembly
CCGCCCAUUAGACUCCAACAAGCAGUCGGUGCGAAGCUCUGACAGACCUACUGCUGAGAGUUCUGUAUCUUUGGGCUGCAGAGCAAUUGUUGAACAGUGGAAGAAUAAUAACUGGAGACCAGGAAGCCUAACAGAGCGUCACAUGAGCUGACACUGUGGACAAGAUGUUCUGUACCAAGCUGAAAGACUUAAAGCUAUCAGGGGAAUGUCCUUUCUCUAUGCUCACACAGAGCCAGGGUUCAGAGGAGGGGGAUGAAGUGUCCAGCAAUGCUGCUGCUGCCAGUCUUCCAAUCUGCAAAGAGGUCCAUGAGCUGAGCACCAGGAGAACAGGUGACCAUGAUGGACUCCCACAGAGGAAGACCAGCCGGGGCAGGGUUUAUCUGCACACUUUGGCAGAAAGCCUUCGCAAGUUAAUCUUCCCAGAGGUAAAUCACUGUCAAAGGGUCUGGAUACAAAUGAACUGCAUUCUGAACUCUUGAUGACGAGAUACAUGUAUCAGUAAGGGUUCUUUAGGCAUGGAGGAGACAGUGAGCAGUUGUUCAUCCCAAAAUUAGUACUAUUACCCGGCUGGGAAGGAGUUAAUAUACUCUGAUCUUCAAAUAAACCCCCUUAAAAAAAAAUAAACACAGAGGAAACUGAUUGUUCCAUCAGCCCACGCUGCUUUGACUUUAUUACUAAUUAUUUAUGGUUAUUUUGUUUGUGUUUAUUUGUGUCGGCACAGUUUCAGCAAACGUAAACAGAGGUUUGGGAAAAUCAAGAAUAGUGCAAUCAAAUUUAAUUCAUAAUUGCAGCAGUGAAUGCAGUUCUAAUACAGUAAAGAUUAAACUCACAUUCCAGCUGCUAAGGACUAUUCCCCAGGAUGCACAGCCAGCCCAUUGACUGUCUAUGUAUCAUUAUAUAUACAUAUAUAUAUAAAAAAAAUCUUCAACAGUUGGAGUGUCACAAGUAGAAAUGCCCUCAGUGGUCAAAUGGCUUCGUUUGGUUACUGCAUUUGUAUGUAUUGUCUGUUUCCCAUUUUAAGCAUCUGCAUCGUUAUUACCUAAUGAUGCUUUUUGGCAUGGUUUCGUUUAGUCUCAAAAUUAGUAUGCCCACUAGCUAGCAAGGUGUGUGAAACCCAUAUCUCGCUGCCUUUCUCAGCUGUUGAUGAAUAAAUGCUGUAUCCAGUUCUGCCUGAAAACAGAAAAUUACACAUUACCCAGUGACUGCUAUGGCUCUCUCUUAUUUGCCUGUUUAGAAUGAGUAACCCUUUCAGUGUCAUCAGAAUGAACAGCAAAUAGCAUCUAACAGGUCCUUAUAGAGUAAAAUUUACUUUUUUAUUUUGCUUUGUUUUUUUACAACAUCAAUAUUUAACAAGUAUCAUGUGUUUAGAUUGUUAACACAUCUAUGGCGGCAUUUUCUAAUGUGCUUCAUGAUAUGCAAAUGUGUUUAAAAUAAGUGCAGUAUCAAGUGGGUUUUGCCAACUGAUGUAUAUGUGUAUUUUCUAGAUUAACAAAAAGCUUCACUUUUUGAGAGAAUAUGGCCCAGGGAUAGGCAACCUUUGGCACUCCAGAUGUUGUGGACUACAUACCCCCUAAUGCUCUUACACCCAUAAUGCUGGCAAAGCAUCAUGGGAGGUGUAGUCCAAAACAUCUGGAGUGCAGAAGGUUGCCUAUGCAAAUGCUAUAAUCAUUUACACUGGUCUGUGUUAAACACAGACUAUAACAGAUGUGGUUUUCUGGUUUUAAUGCAUAAGGGAAACACAUAAGGGAAAGCUAUAACAAAACUCUAAUAAUAUAAUGGUAUGUUUCUUUUAGUGUUGAUAUUUGUCUAUCUAUGGAUCUAUGUAUCACAUAAACAAGGCAGUCUCUCUUUAUAAAUGUCAUAGUACAAGUUACUUCCUAUCUUACAGGAGAAAGCCAGAACCUUUAUUCACCCAAAUAAAGCACUGGCAUGCUAUUAACUGUAUUUACUUCUGAAGAUGUUAAAACAUAUACAUCUUGCUAUAGUUAUAAUAAACAACAGCCCACUAGUCAUUGUCUAUGCAUGCUUGCUGUGUUCUCCAGAACAGAUUUAUUUUAAACUGCUAUAUUAAAAUAUUUUACUACAAUUGUGUACUGUGGACAUUUUAUACCCCCUAGUUACAGAUUUUGGGCCAUGCAAUAAAUAUAUUCUCUGAUAUAUAUGUAUAUAUAUAUAUAUAUAUAUAUAUAUAUAUAUAUAUAUAUAUAUAUAUAUAUAUAUAUAUAUAUAUAUAUAUAUAUAUAUAUUCGAUAAUAUAUUUAUUAUACAGACCAAAAUUUGUAUUAUAUAUAUAUAUAUAUAUAUAUAUAUAUUAUUUUUUUUUAACUUGUUGUGCAUAUGUAAACCAGAGUAAGAUGCAGUGUGACCUUUAAACAUUCCUGCACUCAUUUAUCAUUUUAUUAGGCAUGGUAACCGCAAUGUUACAUUGUAGCUGCAGACAUUGAAAUAAAAAUGGUUCUAUAAAAUCAGAACAAUAUUAAUGUUAUAAAAUAUAUUUUACAAAAAUUAUGCCUGGACACAUAGAAUGUACUGAAAUAAAGAACAUAUUUGUUCUUCGAUCUGAAUUGUGAUAAUAAAAUACACGUUGUAAGCUUGGAGACGAUUCAGAGACAUGUCUUCACAGUGCCCAAUUGGUGACCCUUGUGGGGCCUUGUCUGCACCCCAAAAACAGUAAAUAUUUGGGCAUUGCAACAUAUGCUAAAUGUUAUGAUUACUAUUUAAAAGUUUAAUAAAGAUAAUUACAUAAGAAGCAUUGUAGGAAAUAGAAACCGUUGAGUUGAAUUGCUAAUUUAUAUGUUCUAUAUUUGUAGUCAGUUGUACACAGUGUUAACUUUAUAGUUAAAAGAAAAUUGCCAAUUUGAUUAAGUUAGUAAGAGCCCACACCAACCAUCUUGUUUUGUGCCAUUCUGAAUGUUUAUGAUGUCUAAAGCAAAGUGAUGCUAGCAGCUUCAAUGUGCAAGGUGCAAUUGCCUGAUGUGUGAAAUAGGAUUCCUUGAAGGUUCAGUCAUGCAGAAAAAAAUUAUGCCCAUUUAAAGAGACAGAAUGAUUUAAUAUAGUCUAUAUGGGUUUCUUCAUUUUCUAAAAAUGUUUGGGGAAAAGAAAUCUUAACCACUUUUUUUAUAUCUUGCAAAGAUACUGCAAAUUAAAGCAAUGUAGCAGCUAAUAAAAAAAAAAAAAAACUUUACAUAAUUCAGAACCAUUGAUAUAACACUUAGAGAUAAAAAAAAAAAAAAACGAAAGAAAAAAAUAUAUAAUUAUUUGUAACUAGCAAAAAUAAUAAUUAACUUAAUCCGGAUGGCCUCUAUCUGAGAAAAGCAUCAGAAGAUGUAUAUCAGAUAAUUACUGUGGAGUUUAUUCCCUGAAACCCGAAUUAGCCCACUGGAAUAGUCCAUGAGAGGAGGUUAUUAUAAGUUGUUUUUAGGCUACUGGGACAAGGAUGAGUUGAUGGAAAUGUUAAAGUCUCUAAGAAUUGAGAAUUGGGAUGGAAUAUUAUUUGAAAGGAAUUAGGGAAGUCAGCCAGCAAUGUGGUCAAGGAAAAGAAGAAGGAAACUAGGUGGCUGGUAAAUACCAGCAAUGUUUGCAGAGAUGGGUUUGAACAGAUGAAUUGAGUGAACUUAAAAUGAGGAGAAAGAGAUGGAUCAGAUGGUGGGGAGAGGUUUGACAGAGUAGUGGGGUGAGAGCAGAAACCCUUCUGCUCCACCAACUCUAUCAGGUUGCCUCAGGCCGUUGUAGAGCACAUCACUGGUUCUCUUCUUAUCUUUCCUACCCAAAAUACUAAUCCUCCUUUUUUGCUCUCCUUGCAAGCUGAUUGUACCCGCAUCAGCCCAUCCUUGCAAGCUCACUGUCUUGGUGUUAUAUUUGAAUCUGACCUUAACUUAGGUCCAGUCUGUUGCUAAAAGUCUGUUGCUAAAAUCUGCCAAUUCAACCUAAUAAACAUUUCCCACAUUCACCCCAUCCUUACGCAUGAUGCUACAAAAAAGCUUGUUCAUACCCUUGUAAUUCCUCUCAUUGAUUGCUGUAAUUCUCUUCUAAUGGUUUCCUCAGAAACCAUACUGCCUCGGUACAGUCUGUAAGGAAUCCUGCUGCCAGACUGAUUUUUCUCUCCCUUUACUUCUCUCACACCUCACCCCUCUGCUAAUCCUUACAUUGGCUUCCUGUACACUAUAGGGUUCAAUUCACAAUACUAACUGUUAAAUAUAAAGUUCUAACAACUCUAUCCUCAUUAAAUUCUCUGUCUCUCCGCUCUGCCGUGGACCAUCUCUUGUCUGCUGCUAUAAUGUUUACUGCUAACUCGCACUUGCAAGACUUCUGAUGGGCUGCUUCUCUCCUCUGGAAAGGUCUGCCUGCCACCACUCUUCCAUGGUCUUCAAUUAUUUAAGAAGUCCCUCAAAACCUAUCUCUUCAGGAAAACAUAUGGCCUUCCAUAGUGAUAUUUCACAAACCUAUCUCUUACUUAAAGGGCUACACUCUUACCUUAUGAUUCUGCUGUUUCCCAUCCUAUCGUUUGGUUGCUAGCUCCACAUUGCCUUUCCUCUUGUGGUUUUAUACCUCAACUCAUCUGGAUUGUAAGCUCACCCUAUUGUGUUUUUAUACCACACCUCUCCUAGAUUGUAAGCUCUUUUGAGCAGGGUCCUCGUCAACCUGUUGUUCCUGUAACAUUUUGUAUUGUUAAAUCCCCCCUUUGUAAUAUUGCAAAGUGCUGUGGAAUAUUUUGGCACUGUGUAAAUUACGAUAAUAAUAAUAAUAAUGACCCUUCCCUCCAUCCCAUGGCCAGUAGUAUAGAGAGUAGUAAUAAGGCUGGAAUAAAUGGUCCUAAGGAAAUUCCAGGUUCUCUGUUCUGAAAAUGCUUAGAUCCAGAUGGUGCCUGAUGUCUCAGAUCCUAUUAAGGAAACACUCCAGAAAUGUAUUUAGUUUUUUUUAACCGUGUAGCACCUCUCAAAAAAACCUGUAGUUAAUAUGUUUUGCAUAUUGUGGGAAUGGGGUAUAUGCAAAAAAUAGCUUACAUUAGCUGCAGAACUAGCUUCUACAGCUGUCAUAUACCAUCCCCUUUUUUGUCCAAAACAAACUUCUGCUUGACAUUGUCCUGUCAAAAUUUUUCAUUGAGAGGGCUUGCAGACAAAUCGUGCAUGCGCCUGCCUGGCCAAUCAUUUUCUUCUGAAUGAGCUGUACAACAGUUCAUUAAGAAAAGAAUGAACAUCAAACACUAAGAAAGGUACAACCCCUCUUUUCUGCUUUGAACAAGAGUUCAGCGUGAAUGAUGCAUCGAAACCUCCAGGCUGUCUGUGUGACUAAGCUGUUUUAUAAACAUGCUAAAAAGUUACACUUUUAAGAAUAGGGACAGGCAAUUUCACCAUAAAGCACUUCAGCAUUGAUGCUUAAAUGUGUUCCAUUAAAAAAACAACUUGUUAUCAAAUAUCGUACAAUGGAAUGUCUCAUGGGAAUUGGAUGGCUUUGCAUGACAACACUCACAGUGCAGUGAAACUAUAUUCAUCUAAACUAUGGGUUGAUAGUUAAUUAAUUUGAAUUCAGUAACUUCAAAACACAAUAUGGAUGCCAGAAAAACAUGAGGGGUCAACUGGGGAAUAAUUGCAGUACACUAAGAGUCACAUUUUUGUGCUAUUUCGGUUCAGCUGAACUGUUUUUCCAAAAAUGAUCACAUGAACAGAAUUCUAUUGAUCCUAAUCAUAUUUUUGGGGGAUGAUUCAGUUUAAGGCAAAGCAAAUAUUUAAGUAUAGCUGAAACCUCUUUAACCUAGCAGGAAGAAAUAAAUGUUUUCCACUAGAGCAGCUGGAGACGGCGGGGUGACGGGGCUUCAAAUUAGAUGAUUGGAUCUGCACGGGUGCAGUCGGGAGAUCGUCCGCCUCCCCUGGCCGACUAUCAUGGUUUCAGAAGCAUGUCAGAGAUCUCUGGUAUCAGAGCCGUCUCUUGUAUAUUCUGUUAGCUAUUAGGUACUUUUCAGUCUCAUUGGCUGAAGAAAAGCUCAGAGAACCAGAAGCUCUCAACAAACACGUCUGGCCAUCUUCAGAGUCAGGCGCGCCGCCCCUUCAGUCAUCUUUUGGUGUAGUUUUACUCUUUGGUCAGACAAUCCACUUACACGAUCAAUACCAUGCAUGUUAUCAAGAAUACCAUGCAUCUAUGAGUCCUUUCAUUAAGCCCUGACAUCAAGCAACUUAAAAAUUAAACUAUCUAAAAAAAUCAGAGAUGGUUUCAGACCUUUAAAUAUUGCAAGGUCAUAGCAAAUAUGCGGUGCUUCUAACCAAAGAAUACUAAAAAUGGCUAACCCCAUACAGCAAAGAAUAGCCAUGAAGUUCACAAAAAAUUCCAAUUAACUUAUAUGUGUUCAUUACAAAAAAAUACUAGAUGAGGAUGCAUUAAAUAUAAUAUUUCAUUUCCACAUAUAAUAGAGUAAAUAUUUAAAAUUUGUUUGUAACAGAAAACUUCACAGCUUUGGUAAGUUUUUUUUACCAAGUUGAAUAUUUUACAAACAUUGUGAAAAUUGGGACAAGUGUAAUUUAUUAAUAGUUAAUUAAUUGUCAUCGGAAAUAUUUUAUAUACCAUCAACAACUCUCUAUACCCAAUACUGAUCAUUUUUAAAUCGAUUUUCCAAUAUAAAAAUUAAGGAUUUCCUGCUCAUUCAAAGAAACAUUUUCUGUUUCCUGUUCAGUGGACGGCUGAGAGCUACUUUGCAAAUAAAAGAAUUGGAUUGGCUGCUAACAUCGCAUGCUCUCUGAAGUGGUGAUUUAUAUUUUUAACAAAAUCAUACAUUUCAAAUACGGCCACCUCCAUCACACAACACUGACAGGGCCAGUGCAAGGAUUUUUGACUACACAGGCGAAGAUGCAUUUUGCUGCCCCUCCUACCCCCCCCCCCCCCCCAAAAAAAAAUGCAUUUUUACCUGUGUGUCUUUUAAUCCACUUCUGAAUUUCUUACCUACUUUUGUGUUUCAUAGUUUCAUAAACUCUCGUCCUCUCUUUUGAACAUCUCACCCUGUAUGGUGUACCCCGUUUUUGUACCUUAGACCUCUAUAGUGUAUGUUAUCCUCCAUUUUUCCCCUUUGUGUGCCUCUACACCCCCACCCCCGUGUGUUUCCUACUCCUUCCCUCCUUUGUGUGUCUCUCACUCCCCUUCCCCUGUGUGUCUCUUCUCCCCAGCCCAUUUGUUUGUCUCUUCCACUCCUCUUUGCGAUCUCAUCCAUUCCACCUGGUCUUGUUUCUUCCCUCCUCUCCUCUUCUGUGCCUCCUUAGCUGCCCUUUGUAGCAUGGCUGCCGACCACAGUAGAGGGUCUUCUGUACCAUCUUCCCAGUCUGACAGGAAGUUGUUUUUUGCUCACAGAAAGCACUUCUUGUCAGCCUGCUGUAGAGGAUACAGAAGAUCCUUUACCGCAGUCUGCUUGGCCAUGCAACUUGUGUGAUUAGCAGGAGUGGGAAUGCUGUGCACUGUCCUCCUGCCGAUCAGCCAUAUUUUGCACCGUCUGUGCCGCCUUAUGGUUGCACUGGCCCUGCUGACAGACUUUCAAGUGUCACUAUCAGCUAAAUUUACUAUAGCUUGGUUAGACUAAAAUAAUAUUAGUCUAUUUGUUUAAAUGGUUACUCCAAGCAUCAUAACCACUACAGCCUACUGUAGUGAUUAUGGUGCCAGGAAUACCCUGACCUUUCUCCCUGGUAAUGGGGCAGUUGACGACUCUCUGCCAAUUAAUGACACUCUGUGUGUAGAAAUAUGUAGAUAAUUGACAUCAGCCACGUGGAACUCUUGUUCCAGGAAGGCUAAUGAUGUCCCAAUGCCACAGCCGGAGGCGAAGUUACCCCUCAGGGAACGAAUGGGAUAAACUCAGUAUGUGCAGUAUUUGAGAGUGUAAUGCUGCACACACAGACUCCAUGUACCAUGUCCACUUCAAAUCACUGAAGUGGCCAUCUUUGUGGUGCUUGGAGUAACCCUUGGAUUGUUUAAUACUGAGUUCUGGAAAUACAUUUUCACGUGCCAGUAAAGCUUUAAACAAAGACAUGUGUUAAUUUUGCAACUUAGUUCCAAAAUAUUGCAAUAAUAGUAUUGCUUUAAAAGCAGAAUUUGUUUUGAGCAAACGGCAGGGACUUUCCAAUUUGGGGAUAUUUUAGCAUACGAUUUGCACUACACUGGUCAGUUCAUCAACUCACCGUUCAUUGAAUACACCACCUAAAAUGUAUGUAAAAAUUAUUACACUUAUUUUAUUAUGUUUCCUUUAUAAUUUUUAAAGGGUAGCUUAAAUUUAUGGGACAUCUGCACAACCUAAAAACUAAUUAAAAUUUAUCUUUGGAUCACGCAAUUUUUUUCCAAUUGAAGAGAUGUAUUUGACUGAGCAUAUGUCGCAGGAAAUAUUGAAAUUACUCCUAUAAAGAAAAGCACGAAUGUAAAAUAAAUAUUUCAAUUGUUUACAUUGCAAUCCUAGGAUGAAAAUUGCAUUACUUUGUUAAUUUUGGAUGUAUAUCAACAGUACAGGUCGAACUCUUUUAAAAUGAUUACUUGUUGCAUUUCAUAUUACAUAUUAACAUGUUAAAUACUUCCUAAAAUGAUUAUUAUACAUCUGUUUAGAUGUCGCAAUUUAAUUUACUUUUUUACUUGUAUUUGUUGUUACAGUUUGAAAGGCUGAAUCUUGCACUUCAGAGAACAAUUGCAAGACAUAAAGUGAAAGAAAAUGCUAGCAGGUAACCUGUCUGAAUGAUUAUAUUUCAUUGUGUCAUUUAUUGACAGAGUGGCAAAAUACACAUAUUUUCUGGAAUAGUCUCCAAUGGGCAAAGAGUAUGAAGAUUUAAAAAAAAUAAUAAUAAUAAUACCAUGAAUGCAGAAGCUGUGGAAAUAUCUUCUCAGUAGACCUUGCAAUCUAGAGGGAACAGAAUGUUCUACAAUCUUACAAAUGCAAAUUGUCAAAACACAUUUUGUUAAAUACAUAUAUUUGAAAAGUAGCACACAGACGAGUAGAGAGGACCUCUAGCAUACUUCUCAUUUUCAUGCAUGGCGGUUUUGGUUCUAUACCCUAAAUAAAAAUAGAUGUGUAUAAGUACCAGUAAUGCCUCAACUCGUGAGCUGUCUUUUCAAACCAUCUAAGUUAAAACUAAGCAUAUUAAAAGCAAACACAUGGGGGGCGAAGCCGUCGGCCGAUCGCAGCAGAUGCACAUUCUAAGAGCUCCUGCGAGAACAACGCUUAACUAGGUCCACCAUGGUUUGGCGACAAGUUCUUCGCCCUGUCACUCAGCACUUCAGGGAACAUGGUGUGGCGUACCGUUGGGGCCCACGCUGGAAAUUGUCAGUGCUCCAUGACGGGAAGUGAAUCCAACUAUUACAACAGUCCGAAGCAGGGAAGUUCUUUAAAACACUAGGACUCCCUUUGCCAGAGGCUAUUCUCACCAUUGCUCCGGGUAAAAGCUCCCAAGCCCAGGUGUGGGAUGUGCGCAAUAUACUACCCUUCUACCUGAAACCCAGACAAGCAGCAGGAGAGUCAAAUCUGACGAACACCUGAGAAACACAGCGACAGAGGGCACAAGGACAUGCCCUAUGAUACCAGUUGCCAGUGUUUUACCCAUCACUGCACCUUCUCUAGGCCGUACAUGACUUGAAACACGUUGAUAAUACAUUUAUAGGCUUCUAUACGUUUAUAAGUUAAUAGUAAUUCCAUCUGUUAGCAUAUGCUUUUUCACGAAUGUCCCUAUGCCAAGGUUAUCUCUCGAGACUCACUCCCCCACUAGAAGCAGAUCAUUCCAGCCUUAUACAGUACUACUUAUCAUAAAAUGUGCACUGCCCGUCUGAUAAUACCCUAUCGGUAUACAGCUUAUUUAUAUAUAUAUAUAUAUUUCAUAUAUUUCGUACUAUUUGUAACCAAUUAUUGCUGUUUACAAUAAGUUGUUGACGGCACUUAAAAAGUGGCAGGCUAUGCCUUAACCAGUCUGCAUUUUAAAUAAUCUGCUACAAUAAAAUAUAGAAUAAAAAUAAAUAAAAAUAAAAGCAAACACACAUGUUGAAUGCUGGACACAUUCCACGUCAGCUUUAAAAAAAAAAAAUAGCAAACUGGAGGAAAUUCAGCAUUCAAAAACGUAAAAAAGAUAUUCAAUUAAAAAAUUUAGUUUUACAAGCUAAAUGAAUUGACAAUAAAAUUAAUAAAGAAUUAUAUAUACAUGUAUAACUGAAACAAAAUCACAGAUGUGAGUAGACAUCAUAAAACAUAUUUUAGUUUCUUUCCAAUGAAUUCAGUGUAACAUUUCUAAGCAAUUAGCUACAUAGCUUACAUACAUGUGUACAUUAAAGCUGUCAAAGUCCAACACUGAUAGAAAGAUAGCUUGUCCUUCGUCACUGGGUUAUAGUGAUGCUGUGCAUUUAUAGAAUGUGGCAUGUCAGGAGAUUAAACAGAACUGCAGUGCCAUUGGCUCAUCAAAUGACUUAACAAAGCACUGUUACUUGGCAGUUUCACAAAGGAUUGUCUUAUCUCUGAAAAUAUUACACCUAUGGCAAAAAAGCACAAAGAUAUAGAAAAUACCUAUUACAGCUCCUAAAUAUUUACCAAUAUGCCAUGAGUACAGCAGGAAAGAUUACAAACAUGGAGGUCAAGAACAAGUUCACACACCUUCAGACCACCACUACCAUAGCAAAGCCAAGGCAUCGUGAACCUUUUAACAUGCAAAUAUACACAAACACACAUUCAUAUGCACACACAGACACACACAUUCACAAAUCCACACAGAUUCAUAUAUGCACACAUUCUUACACAUACACACUCAAACACACAGUUUUAUAUACACACACACAUUUAAUGUUAUUUUAAUUUUUUUUGUGGAGAAGAUUCACGGUAGGAGAUAAACAUAGAAACAAAGAAUGUGACGGCAGAUAAAAACCAUUCGGCCCACUUAGUCUGCCCAAUAUUUUGAAAUACUAUUAAUUAGUACCUGGCCUUAGCUUAAGUCUAGGAUAACCUUAUGCCUAUCCCACGCAUGCUUAAACUCCCUCACUGUGUUAACCUCUAAAACUUCAGCUGGAAGGCUAUUCCAUGCAUUCACUACUCUCUCAGUAAAGUAAUACUUCCUAAUAUUAUUUUUAAACCUUUGUCCCUCUAAUUUAAGGCUAUGUCCAUUUGUUGUGGUAGUGUUUCUUCUUUUAAAUAUAGUCUCCUCCUUUACUGUGUUGAUUCCCUUUAUAUAUUUAAAUGUUUCUAUCAUAUCCCCCCUGUCUCGUCUUUCCUCCAAGCUAUACAUGUUAAGAUCCUUUAACCUUUCCUGGUAAGUUUUAUCCCGCAAUCCAUGAACCAGUUUAGUAGCCCUUCUCUGAACUCUUUCUAGAGUAUCAAUAUCCUUCUGAAGAUAUGGUCUCCAGUACUGUGUACAAUACUCCAAGUGAGGUCUCACCAGUGUUCUGUACAAUGGCAUGAGCACUUCUCUCUUUCUACUGCUAAUACCUCUCCCUAUACAACCAAGCAUUCUGCUAGCUGCUCUAUUACAUUGUCUUCCUGCCUUUAAGUCAUCUGAAAUAAUUACUCCUAAAUCCCUUUCCUCAGAUGUUGAGGUUAGUAAGGUAUCAAAUAUUCUGUACUCUGCCCUUGGGUUUUUACGUCCAAUAUGCAUUAUCUUGCACUUAUCCACAUUAAAUGUCAGUUGCCACAGCUCUGACCAUUUUUCUAGUUUACCUAAAUCAUUUGCCAUCCCUUUUCAUACCUUAAAAUGGAGAAUCUGGGGUCUAGUGGGCAGCUCCAUUUUGCUCUGUAUUGAUGCUGGGGUUGAGAGUAUGUCACAUCCCAGCUCCAAAAUUAGUAAAGGGCGAUCAUGGCAUCCCAAUCAGGAAUGAGCUAGUAGACAGUUGCCUGCUCUGGGGGAGUUCUGUAUGCACCCUCCUGCUCCCUGUCACAUGCGGCGAACCCCCCAACCCACCCCUUAGUGCUUUUCCAUCCUCACUACUAUGCAUGUGUAUCCAUAUGUUUUCAGUAAAGUUUUUAUCACUCCCAAGACUGCAGCUAAUUAAUAAUUAAUGGAUUUUCCAGAUAAAGCCAAGGAACCCUUAAUAUAUUCUAGUAAUGUGCAGUCUACAAGGCCUUAAACCUGACUACUGUGUAACUCCAACCUAUUGUAAUCACACAAACUUUGCUAUAAUUAUUGAAUACCAUCCUUGUCCUCUGAGAGCCUCAUGAUAAAGUUCUUUGUUUUGUGACUUAUUGCCAGGGAGUUCGUGGUAGCUUUUGUUUGCAGGGCAUUAGGAGACCAUGUCUGUUGAAAGAAAAUAACUUAAUAUUAAAGCUGUGGUUAACGCUACAAGUGAUAAUAAAUGUCUUCAUUCAUCCUAUAUUUGAGUUCCUUAUUUGUGCCUGAUUUGGUUGAUUUAAUCCAUUUAUCUAAUUGGUUAUUUCGUUUUCUAUUUAUUUUGCGUUUCUUUUUGUAAGUAAAAUCCACACUUGAAAAGACAGAAAAUCAAUUAUUUUUUUGAAUGCAGGUACAAUAAUUAUGACAUAUUUAAUAUUAUAUUGUAUAUUAUUAUACAAUAAUACUACAACUUGGGAAAAUUAUGCACAUGUUCCCUUUGUAACACUGAAUUGUCUACAUUGGAUUUUCUUUUGCUCUUUGACAACCGCAAGUUGGGUAUAGAGCCAACAAAUCAAUCUUAGAACACUUCCUUUUUAGAAACUCGUAUAAAAUGUUCCAAUGUUAUAAGUAAUUUUAGUAAGAUAAUUUGCUUUCCUGUUCAUUUUUAAAUGUCUUAUAUGGUUAUUUACUAAAGUGAGAAUUCAAAGUGAAUUCAAAGCGUAUUUUCCCAUUUUUAAGGCCACAGUAACCAAAAUGAAAGCAUAGUUGAUUUACAGAAUGUAAAGUUUGUCAAAUUUUACCACAAAUUGGAAAAUGAUUAUUAUUCCCGAUGGCUUUGUUUUGUUGUUCAUUGUUUUGCAAAUCUACAAAACCAAUGUAGUUCAUUCAAUUCUGUUUAAUUAUAUAUUAUUUUUUCAAUUGAAUAAAGAUAAUCAUUAUAAAAGACAAAUACAAAUUACACAAUAGCUGUAGUAAAGCAGUGGUUAAACUACUUCACGAUUUUUCCACAGCGACACUGUAGAAGGAUUGUUGUGGCUAAUACAUAACAAAAUGUACACCACUGGUACAAGCAGAACCUUUACUAUGCUCAAACGUUAAUUGUUUUAUGCCUAGACUCUAUACACCCCAGAGUUGUUUCCUAAUACAGUACUCAAUCAUUACUUGUGAAUGUUUGCAAUAGAAGGAGUGUGAACUCAGUAUCACAGGUUCCAUUCUUGGUAAGUUCACUUGAAGCUUUCAACAUUCCAAAGCCAAGAACGUUAGCACCAUUGCAUUGGCUAGUCAUAAAAUCUAUACACAGUAAAUACAGAAAGUCUAGAAAAAUCUUACUUAAUUAUUUAUCUUUUAUAGUCAUUGUACUGUAAUUUGUGACAUUUCUUUUAUUGCAGAUCAGCAUGUGUUAGUUUUAAGCUACCCAGUAUGCCUGCUUGCGGUAAAGCUGUAGAAAAAGAAGAUUUUGAAAAGGUUUUGAUAGAUCAAUCAAAUGCAGCAGGUAAGAGUUCUCAGAAUAGGUUACGUUUUGCUUGCCAUUUCUGUGGAAUUGUUUUAUUAAUGUUACAGUAUACCUCAGAUUAUGGGCUCCGAUUAUGGGCUCCUCGUAUCUGGAAUUUGUCUAUUGUUUGGGUUUUACUGUCAAAAAUAAUGGCGUAUUGUCUUGUUUAUGGAGCCCAUUUUGCUGUCCAUUAUCCACUUAUAAGAUGUGGACAGCAGAUGAUUCUCAUAGAUUAAUACAGUGCAGUGUUUGCAAUAUAAAGAAAGACAGUUUCUGGUUAACAAAUCCACUGGAUCCUUUCACAUGAUGAAGCUACAGUUGCUGUCAGACAUUUUGAGUUUAAUAAGAAUUUAUUAAGCAGUUGAGUCACCUGUACAUAGUAUAAAAUAUGUUAACAAGCAAUAAGAAACUAUAUACACAAUUAUGGAAACAGGCAUUGCCCAAAGUACUGAAUUAACUACUAUUUUGAGCAUAUACAAAUAAUAAAGAAAUAGUGAACCGAAGGCGGAUACCAAUCUAAAUCCAGCCUCUGACAGUGUGCGUCAAUAAAGAUGAAGUGAAGUGUGUUGGUGUACACUGAUGUGAACUGAAACAAAAAAAGACAAAUAAUAAAAUAUUAACAGACUAAGCAAGAACAAUUUUAUGUCAAACAUCAAGCUAAGUUCCCCAUAGUGAGUGAGCUGUCAGACAUUUUGGAUGUCUGAGUACCUUUGUUUUGUAGGUGUAGGAAUCCUACAUCAUCUUUAUUGCCUCAAAAUUGAAGCAUGAGACUGGUCUGCAACUUUUUAUUUUCCAUGGUAGAUUCCUGGAAAACUGUGAAAGCUUUUCUUAGUAUGGGGACCUUAGCUUUCACCAAGACAUGGCCACGAUAACAUGAAUGAUGACAUCACACUAAAAUUCAUGAUUUCCUUUGUAGUCCAUUACAAAAAUGGAUAUAUAUUCUAUUGCAGCAAUGCCUGGUGGGAAGAUACAGAUGCUAUGUUAGUACAUACAUUAUAUAAUUGCCACGUUUAUAAUUUGCUACUAUGUCUUCGGGUUAUCAUAUAAAUGCGGUAGUUUUUUUAGGUGAUGCAUGUGUGUGAAAAGCAGAAAAGUUCUAUUGCUCUAACGCGCAACAAUUUUUAUGGGAUGCUGGCAUAUAUUAUUUUAUUAUACAUGUCCAUCGCCAAACUUAAGAGUUUUCAUAGUUCUGAAAUCUAAAGCAACUUUUCAUGUUAAUCAAAUAUGCAAAUGAUAAUUAGUCCGCCAUAACUAGCUGUUUAGAGUUCGCUCCUCUGUAUUGUGGAUUCAGUGAAAAUAUGUCUCUUGUUAUUUGAAUACAGUGCAUAUAUGUUAAUGAAUCACUGUUUGUUAUCUAUUCAAAAAUAUACACAUUUUCCUGAUGACUAGGAUGCACCAUUAAUUAGUCUGGCAAAGUCACAUGCACAACAUGUCCAAGAUUGGGAGAGUAUUUGUAGUCUACAAGACCUAGAGAGUUCAGAGUGAAAAUCUACUUAUCCCUGUCAUGGGUAGUUUUGCUUCUGCGAAUAUAGUUUAGCUUAGUGAAUCUCAAAAAUGUACAUGGUUCAUAAAAAUAUUUAAUGGCCCCCAGUUCAUCAUAUUUGUGGGCAUUGCUGAUAUCUGGUUACAUAUUUUUUUACCUGAUCAAAUUUAACAUGUUAUGAAAUUGCCAAGUUGAAAACACUGCAUAUAUGUAUAAACAUUUAAUAAUACAGAGACAAUAGCUAGAUGAAAAUAAAAUAUCAUACUAUAUUUUAGCAUGAUUCUUAUAAUUAUCAGAUGUGUAAAACAGCAUUAAUCUAAUGACAAGCAACAUUUUGAAGUUGACACAUGUUAAAAGAACACUACCAACUCUAUAAACACUAUAGCUUUCUUGAGCCCCCUAUUUAUAAUUUAUAAAAGUGCAAAAUUAUAUUUAAAUUUCUAUACUUUUUGUAAAAUGCCAAAAAAAAGUGGACAUAGUCUCCAUACAUAAAGCACUUCAUCAAGCUUAAGUGGUUUAGGGGUUUGGAUGGUCCCUUUAAAGACAUAUUACUAUGAGUGUUAUUGCUGUGGAGCUCUGUUAUACACCCGGACUUAUCAACAAUAUGAAACUCCAUAGAAAAGAGAGACACUUGGAUGGAAAAGAGGGACAGAGGGAUUUGGGCCCCAGAUAGGGACUGUGCCUCCUAAAUAAGGACCCUAGGGACAUAAGAGUUUUAAUACACUCUCAAACCAAUGUUUGUAUAUAUGCAUGUGACCUUUUUAAUACUACGCCUAUGAGUAAUAUUCUUUAUGCACCUAGGCCUCAAUUUAAUAUUUUGGGGUACAUUUUUCAAAUGAUUAAAUAUUUUUGGAUAAACUUUUAAAAUUAUUUUUCAAAAUAUUAGAAUAUUAAAAUAUGCAAAAAGCUAUAGCAUAAAAAUAUUUUUCUACUCGUAAAGCGUGGCAUGGACUGUCUAAUUAUCUGAAGGGAAGACCACACAAGGGAGUCGGCUGAACAACUGGCAUGUCCAGGGGGACUCUGACAAGCAGAACAUCAGCUACAUCUGCAAAUAUCGACUAUAACAGUUGCCCAUAGAUUUGUUUUCCUUUGGCCUGUUGCAUUUAUUUUAUUUAGAUAAUGACAAUACCAAGCCAACAAGUAACCCCCCUUGUGGAGCUUCUUAACGUUGUCAGCAACCCAUAACUACUAGCCCCGAGCUGACCAAACAAUCUCAAUGGCCUCAGUGGGUUAACCCUACCCUCUACAUGACACAAUACUAAUCUUACCAGCUCACUAACAUAACCAUGUAGUGUAACAAGAAGUGCAAACCGGUUGUAUGUUCUAUUUUAAGUGCGUACCUGUACAUCUAUUUUUUUUUUUAAUUUGACAAUUUGUAUUGUUUCACCAGAUGAGAUCAACAUACAACAUGAUGAUCAACGCUGACAUUGCCAUGUAUAAACAUGUAUUUGAAAAUUGGUGCAAGAAUAAGUCAUAUGGAUCAAAGAGUACUUAGUUAUCUUCACAUUACAUGAACCAAGGUGUUUUCACUAAACAACAGAAUGUGAGAAAGAAAGAAAGAUCAGAGAGUAGGAGCAUACAGUUGUCCCAAGGAGGGGACAGGGAAAGUAGCAGGAUAGAGAGGUAAAGAAAGAGGGAUCAGAGGAGAGGGGGGACGGGAGCUGCCAGGAGGAGGGGUGAGGUUAGGUGGGUAUAGGCGCAAAUCUCAGGCAUCCCUUCAGUCUGCCUCCGUGUUGUAUUAUCCCAGUUUCGGCCAUUGUGAUCUCGUAUAGGGUUAUAGCUCUUAGCGAUUGGAUGUUUGUUUGUUAUUGUUUGUUUGUUAUAAUUCGAAAUUAUGGGUUUGUUUAUGUUCCGUUCUUAAGAAACUCAACCCAUAUCUCUUUGGCCUUCGCGAGCACCAGUUUAUGUCUGAAUUGGUGUUGGUGUAUGGUCUCAUACAUCCAGCUGAGUGUGAUUUGGUGUAUUAAAUGGGUGAAAUUUGAGCACUUUAUGGAUUUCUACUGUCUAGGUACCAAAGGGUAGCGUAUGUUAAAGAAGCGCUAGUUGGGUUUUGGGCAGUCUGUCGGGCAGGAUGCAUAGCAAAUAUAUCUCGGGCCUAGGGGCCACUUGGGCAUGUGUUACAUCUGAUAUAAAUCUAGUCACUUUGAUCCAGAAAGGUCGGAUCAUGGGACAUGUCCACCAAAUGGGAAUCAUUGACCCCACUGCCUUGUCACACCUCCAGCACGUGCUGGGAGAGUUUGCCUAGAUCUUAUGUAUCCUCUCCAGUACCAAGUACCAGCGGUAUAGGAUUUUCCUUUGGAUUACCAGGUGUUGAGCACAGGAUGUGAGGCCUUUGUGUAUUGUAAAUGCCCUCUUCCAUUGUGAAGCACGGAUCACAAACCCCACUUCUCUAUUCCAUAGCUCCUUGUAUGACUCGUGUGGUGGUGUUUGAAUGUGUAACAGUAGGUUGUAGCAUCUAGACAAUGGUCUUUGAGAAGAUUUGGGUGUCAUGCAGGCGGUUUCGAAUUCUGAUAUGUUAUCAGUGGCAUUUUGUGUAGGCCUUACUGGUGUAUUAUCUGAUACGAGUGAUUUUAACUGAAGGUAGGGAAGUAUGAGUCUGGAAGGGAGGUUAUAUUGCUCUGGCAAGUGUGGGAAUGGUUUGAGGCAAUGCUCUUGAUACAACUGCAGAACGUGCGUUAUACCUCUGUCUAUUCAAGUUUUUGGGUUGAAUGCUGGGAUUGUGAGAUUAAUGGCUUGUAGAGGCAUCACCAUUGGUAUGUUGGGGUAGUCAGUCAAUGACUUCCGCACCCCGUUCCAUGUGUUCAUAAGUAACCGAGUGGUUGUAAGGCAACCGUUAGUUUUUGGUCUCUGUCUAUGGUCUAUCCUAAAUAUUAGGUGCAGUGAGGUGAGUUUUAUCCAAUACUCUUCAAUUCCAGUCCAUUGUGGACACGGGGUUUGCAGUGCAGGGUGAAUAUCGUACUCAACAAUGCUGCUUUGUGUUACUGUUGUUGAUUCGGUAUCCCCAGCCCCCCUCAGUCACCGGCCUAUGCAGGACUUUUGUGGAAACUCUAACUUUUUUGUUUUGCAAUAUAAAUUUCAGAAAUUAUCUCAAAAGCGACUAUACAUCCCUAAGUGCUGUUUGUUUUUAUGUUUUAGAAUCUAGCUGUAUCCCAAUCUUUGUAUUAUUCAUCUGAAAUAACAGAGGCGUUAGUGGGGAAGGCCUCUUGGGAAGCUGUUUGUACCGUACUAAGCUAAGUACAUUUGCUUUGUUGGGGGCUAGAGCACUUGUUUAUUUGUUUCAUAAGGUUGAACAGUGAUAUAGCCAGUUGUGUCAGUGUAACUAAGAUGUCAUCUGCAAAAAAAUUAAGUUUAUAGUGUUUGUCAGAGUUUACCGUGAAUAUUAGAGUCUGCCUGAAUUUUUGCCGCUAAGGGUUCCAGCGCCACACAUAGAGCAGAGGGGACAAGGGGCAGCCCUGCCAAGAACCAUUGGUAAUGUUGAUACUGUUGGAUAAGAAUCCCGCGUCUAAAACUUGUACUGUGAGUUUACCAUAUAACGCCCUCACAGGCGCAAUAAAUUGCUCCGGGAAGCGGAAUUUGUGUAGCACCCCAUGAAUGAACAUCCAGUUCAGACUGUCAAAGGCCUGCUCUGCAUCAAGGGACACGAAGAGGCCCCCGAAUCCUAGUUUGCAAGUGCUGUAAAGUGAGGUGUAAGACCUUGCCGAUGUUGUCCGAUGCCUGUCUCCCCCCCCGAUCAUCGUAUAUCAGUUUCGGAAGGAUAUGUUGUAAUCUGUUGGCUUGGAUUUUUGCAAAAAGUUUGGCGUCUGUGUUGAAUAGGGAUAUAGGGCAGAAGUUCUGACAUAUUGUAGGGGAUUUGCCUAGUUUUGGAAGUGUGAUAAUAUGGGGUUGUAGGAGUUCAGCGGGCAGUUUGUGAGUGUCAAUUGCGUGUCAAUUGCGUGGUUGAAGAGUUGGCAAAGCCGUCCAGGCCUGGGGCUUUCCCUGCCAAGAGGGUCUUUAUAGUAUCGUCAACCUCUUUUCUCAUGAUAAGGGCUUCCCAAUGCUCUGGUGUGAGAAAUGGAAGUUGGGUGUCCUGUAAAUAAUAAUCAAUGGUCUCUGCCGACAUAGUAGGGUUUGAAUGUUGUUUUUUGAAAUUAUAUAACGACUAAUAAUAGGCCGCAAAUGAAUUGUUGAUAGCUUUAGGAGCUAUGUUUUCUUCUCCUGUAGCUGUUUGGACAUAUGCUAUUUUAGAGGUGGCUUUCCUGUCUCUGAGUCUUUGAGUGAGGACUCCACUCAUUCUGUUCCCUUGCAAGUAAUGUGUGGCUUUGAGUUUUUGCAUUGAUAGUGCCACCUUUCGGAGCGUGAACGCUUGUAGGUGGUUUUGUGCCUCUUACAUUUUGUGGAUUAACUCCAUGGAUGGAGUCAGUUGGUUUUGUUUGUUGAGGUCGUGCAAUGUUUUGUACCAUUUAAUGUAUUAGGCGGGCCAGGCUUGUUUAAGAAAGUGUGCUCUCCUAAUUAGUUCCCCCCUUAAUAACAGAUUUGUGCGCUAACCAAGUCAUCUCUGGAGAUUAUUAUUAUUAUGAUAUUUAUAGAGCGCCGUCAAAUUCCGCAGUGCUUUACAAUGGGUGGACGAACAGACAUGUAGUUGUAACCAGACAAGUUGGACACACAGGAACAGAGGGGUUGAGGGCCCUGCUCAAUGAGCUUACAUGCGAGAGGGAGUGGGGUAAAAUGACACAAAAAGGUAAGGAUAGUAUUAGACUAGUGACAGUUGCAGAAGAUAAAUCAGUCAGGAGCUAUUAACAGUUUAAUUGAUACGCUUUUAUGAAGAAGAGAUGCAUCCGAUAGAGUGUUUUCCCUGAAGUAGUUGGUAAGGGAAUCUUCUAUGUGUUUGGUGAAUGUAGGGUCAUGCAACAGGGUUUCGUUUAGACGCCUUGGUCCCUUGUUAUGGCUAUUGAAUUUGUGUUUCAAGUCUAAGGUUAAGGGGGCGUGGUCUGACUAUGUAAUGGUCGUUAUGGUGCUAGCUAGCACCUGAGUAAGAUGUUGUCCCUCAACCAGAAAUCUAUCGAUAUGGGUGUAGGAGUUAUGCACUUGUGAGAAGUACGUACAGUCCCUCUCGUUUGGAUGAAGAACUCUCCAUGUGUCGUAUAGGUUGUGUUCGCCCAGCAGUUUUUGGUAUGUUUGGCAAGUUUGUGUGUUAUGUGUUUGUAUCGGAGCUGUCAGUCCCCUGGAGGAAUCUAGUCUGGGAUCUUAAAUGUGGUUAAAGUCCCCACAUACUAUCAACAUUCCCCUCCGUUUUGGAGAUGAUUUUGUGGAGGAAGUUAUGUUGUUCCGAGUUAGGAGCAUAUACAUUGACUAUAGUAUAAUCAAUAUCGUGCAUGGUACAUGUUAAGAUAAUAUACCGGCCAGCCGUAUCUGAGGUGUUCAUGUUCUGUAAAACCUCAGUUGCUUAAUAUGGAGACCCCUUUUGGUUUGGAUUUAGCCAUUGCAUUGUAUUGAUGCAGAUAGACUAGGGGUUUAAGGCAAGGGUGCUUCGUCAGGUGUGUCUCCUGGAAGCAUACCACGUCUGGUGAAGUCUUGUAAAGGUCACGGUACAGGUGAUGGUGUUUUACUGGGGUGUUCAGCCCCCUAACAUUAUGGCUAAGAAUUUGCAUUAUUGGAUGUGUAACGAGGUAUGUGCUUUGUGUCCCUGCCAGUUGAUCCAGUGGUUCCCCGCGUCUCGCCCCCAGGAGGCUCGUCGGUGGGAACCCUGGAUAGUACAAUGAGUGUAGAGGAGGUAAUUAGUGUGUCUGGGCUACAUUCUACCUUAGUCACAUCAGUCUUGUCGAGAUUUGACCAGAUCACGAGGCAUGUCGCACCCCAAUGCACUCGGUCCUCAUCCAGUGGUAGAUAGGCAGUGUUGGAUAUCCCUUAGCUAGCAUCGGGAAGGGCAGAGAGGGGGCGGAAGAAUAGAACAGUUAGAGAAAGAAGAAGAUAAAGAUCGCAGAUUGCGGUGGAAACCGCUAUGCCUGGAAUGGGCUCAGUGUCUGCAGUAGGCACUGUGAAGGUUGGCAACUGGAAAUAAUUGUGCAUCAAACAAUAAUCAAUAGAUCACAGGCAACUAGCCCAUUACAUAUACUCAUGGGUACCUAAUGAUCCGAACCAAAACAUAAAACAUUAACAAGUGACAGUUUUGGAGCUUCUGAGUCACUAUAGAGUAUAGAGUGUUGCACUCUUAGCAUUUUUUAGUAAGGUCGUUAAUGUUCCUUAGGGAUUAGGGUCUUAGGGGGGCCCAGGUUAUGCGGGCCAUGGUGUUACUCCACCUGGGGGGUUGUGUUAGCUUUGCCAGAUUGCAGCUUGAGUGUGAGGCUUAUUUCAGACUCCGUAAGGCUGUGGAGGCUGUGAGUAACAUGAAGGAAUUGUGAGACCCCUCCGAGUAGUGCGUUACAAUCAUGAUACCACCCAAUUCCCCCCUUCGCUUCCCCCAAAACCUGUAAGCAAUUAAACAUCGUCAUUUGUGGUACCGGUUCCACUUGCUUUACUGUCCUCAAAAUCAGCUAUUUUUAGGUUGGAUGCUGCCAGUUGUUUCUCUAGAUCUUGGACAUGGUCAGCCAUGUAAUUAUAGGCUUCAGCGUAUUCACCCAUGCGGUGCUCGAUAUGCGCUGUUCUCUCCUGCAGCUCUUGUAGAUCUUUUCGCAGUUCCUUAAUGGAGGAUUGAAUGUUCCUUAGCAGUUUUUCGGACAUUUCCUCCAGGCAUGCCUUGAGUAUGUCUUGUGUGACCGGCAUGUUUCCUGGGUCAGGCGAUGCCUGUAAGGGCAGUGUAUCGUCCCCGCCGCCAUAUUGGUCAACCUCGUGUGGGACUGAGGCCUUAGCUUAAGCCGGUCGGGCCGCAAAGAAGCCAGGCUUGUCUCCCCGCUCGGGGUGCUUCUUACCCUUCUGCUGGGCCAUGUUAUGGAGGUAUGUAUCGGCUAUUAUCGGGUUGGAUUGUAGUGUUAAGUCGCUUUUGAGCUAGUCUGGAAGCGGAGCUCUAGUGCAGUGCGACCAUCCGCUUCAGCGUUCAUGCCACACCCCCUGUACAUCUAUUUUAAGCAUCCUAUAAUACCUAACAUGCUCGAUGUUAACCCUGUCUCUAUUUCACUAAGCGCAUUAUGUUAAUCAUCCACAGUGCAUGUAGCCUGCGUCUCUCAUGACCCACUGUUUAACUUAAUUUGUACUGUGUAAGACUCUCUGAUUUAACGGAUAAACUGCGCUGAACUAUCUGUUAACUACUAUGCAUCACCAUAUAGAAUAGCUUGUUAUUCCUAGUUUAUCUUUACAUAAAACGUGAAAAAAUGAGACAGUUUGUUUGAGAGUUAAUAUGUCAUCUACAGAAUUGGAACAUGUAUACUUGCCUUAACUCCACUUUUCUUUUCUGUGCUGAAUAACAUAAAGUCUCAACAAAAUAAAGAUUUAAAAAAAAAAAAAGAAAUUCUAAAAUAUUACAUCGUUUGAAAUGUUAUCCUAUUGUUUUGAGAUUUUUCUGAACAAGGCCCUAUAAUCAAGGCCCAAAAAAAGCAAAUUGCUAGUUUACACAGUUCAGAAACCCUUUAUUUUGGCUUUUGUCCAUUACUAAGUUAACAAACUAUAUCUCAACCACAUAUUGAUACGUUCAAAUAUUUUCUAAUUUCAGGUGUUCCAGUAGAAAGUAUCAAAGCAUGUCUGGGUGAAGAACUCUUUAGAUUAUGCUAUGAUGAAGAUGAACAUAUUUUGGAAGUAGUGGCAGGCACGUUGAAGGACUUCUUAAACAGCUUCAGUACUCAUUUGAAGCAGAGUGGCCAAUCGUGGUCACAGGAAAAGAGUAGUGGACUAGAGGAAGGCUCAAUUUUGUGCUUGGAAAAAGAUCAAGAUUUCUUAAAUGUGUACUAUUUUUUCCCUAAGAAUAUAACUAUAUUAAUCCUACCUGGAAUAAUUAAAGCUGCAGCAUAUAUUAUGUAUGAAACUGAAGUGGAAGUGAAGUUGAUUCCGCAUUGUUUUAGUGAAGGCAACGAAUUUAUUAAGGAACCCUACUUACUGUACUCUGCUCAAAUGAAAAAUAUUCGCCCCUCCUUAUCACCUUGUAAACCACAGUCAUAUGUUGUUAUUUCUGCUCCAAUUUUCGCCAAGACUUUUCCAUUUCAUUUUAUGUUUGAUAAGGAUAUGACCAUGUUACAGAUUGGAAAUGGUGUGAAGAAACUGCUUAACAAAAGGGAUAUACCUGGGAAAACCAGCUUUGAAGACCACUUUGAUAUACUUUCCCCUAAAAUAAGAAGCACAUUUAGUGGGAUCAUGACAAUGUUGAAUAUGCAGUUCAUUAUAAGAAUAAAACGAUGGGACACCACUAUAGAAGAAGCAUCAAAGGUGAGAUAAAAAUUAAGCUGCAAUAAUAAUGUUUUACGUCAAAUAAAUAAAUGUAAUGCUCCAGUUAACGUGAUGUGGAAGCCAGUCAUGUGUCCUUCUGUACCAGUGUAUAUAACCAUUAACAAGAAAUCAGGGCCUGGUGCUGAUAAUUAUAAUAAGUCUUAUUACAGAAUCUUAUCAACAGAAAACAGUAAAGUAGUCAUAUCUCCAAAGUGUCUUUGGAGGAGGUGCCAGAAGGAAAUUCACCAAAUGUAUUUAUAAAAUACACAUAUCCUACACUAAUCUCUUGCUUUCAUCUCUCAAACCUAUCCAUACCCCCAACAUUGGUGUCUUGAGUAGCGUAAACUGGUGGACAUGGUAAAAGUAGGUAAGACGGUGAUGCAAAUCACAUCACAAGCACCACCCAAAGGGGCAAACCCGGCUGGAAAGGAGUCAGGUCUGCCUGAAGGACAGUGGCGUCGCUAGGGGGGCGCCAGAGGGUGGAAGGGGUUUUCAAUCACAAUUUUUCCCCACCAUAACCUAUUUGGAUUUUGCUUCCCAAGCACUACCAAGCCUCAAUAAGCAGCCAGUAACCAACCUCAUGCUGAAGAGUUGCAUUAACAACGAAACAGCUGUCCAUGAGUGGUUCACUGGUUUUGCAUCUUUUCCUAAAUUGUGUUCCAAGCAGUUGUAUACUGCAAACACAGAUUAAAAGGAAUCCAUGUUUAAAAUGGAAUGAGGCAAAAAUAUCAUUCUUUGUUAAACAAAUUUGCAUAUGCCCACCCAGAAUCCUUUGCGGUUGUAACAUCACUGCAGAUUUGGGAUUUCUGUGGGAAAAGCAAGUCUUAUGGCUUGACUGGUGUGCAGAUUUUUGUUUAACAUUGUAUUAACUAUAUAUAUAUAUAUAUAUAUAUAUAUAUAUAUGUAUAAAUAUAUAUAUAUAUAUAUAUAGUAAAAAACUAUUAAAGGUACACUCUUAUGUAGCAAAAUGACUUCAUCUUAAUGAAGUGGUUUUGGUGCAUAGAUACUGUCCCUUUUUUCAGGCAAAGUUAAAUAUUUGUCCGAAACCUAAAUGCACAGAGGUUGCUUUGAGGCGAUGGAUCCAGUAAUGGAAUAAAGCGGAGUUUUAUAGUAAUUUUUACUUUUUUUCUUUUAGUAUGUAUUAAGUGCUUUUUUAUAUUUUAACAAUAUGAAUGCUAUUGUUUUUGAAUACUUAUUUUGCAGAUUGUUCAGGAGUUUCUUGAGCACACACAAGGGAAUGAGUUAAUUAAACCACCAUUUUCAAUUAAAACAAGAAAUUACGAUUACUUUAACACUUCGAGAGUUUAUGCUGUAUAAAUGCAUUGAAAGCGCAGAUGUGCAAAUUAGUUCAUAAUGCAUUUUGAAUUAAUAUCCAUGCCCUGAGUCAAUGCACAUAUUAUAAGACUGCAGUCUUUCAUGGUUUACUUGUGUUUUCAACAUUUUAGCUAUAAUUCAGCACCUCAUUAUAUUUGGAGUACACAUAAUCCAUAAUGAAUUCUGACAGGUUUGUAGUCAGUGUCAGGCUGACUUCCACUGAGUCUUGGGUUUUUGAAUUAUAUUUUUAUUUGAAUGUUUUUUGAAAAUGACAUUUUAAAUGACAGCUAAUGUGGCAACUUGCAUAUUUUGAGCCUGGAAAAAUGGAUAAUUUGCACAUUACAUAUAAAAGAGGAUUUUCAUUUUUUUUCUACAUGUCAUUAAUCUUGUGCUAUUUGGGUUUGUAGCAGAGUGCGUGAUACAAUAUUAAUAGUAGAAAACAUUUCAUAUGUGACAAGAGUCCUGCAUGCCAAUAGUCCAGGUUGACAAAUAUUGACAUUUCAGCCCCUCAAAAUGACACCAUCUUGCUUUUAUGUCUUAAAUAGAUAAUAUAGAUAGCUUUGUGUUGUAAGGCAGUAUUACAUACAAAGAACUUCAUAUCAUGCAUGUUUGAGAGGGAACUAGACUGAUCUCUGAGCUGCAUCCAGGCCUCAAAAAACCUUUAGCGUCUACUAGCCGAGGAGACUCGGAUUAGUCAGAGUUGAAAUUUGUCAGGAACUCGAACGAUUCUGUGUUAUUUUGAAAAAUCUGAACUGUAUCAGUUAACAAGAACUGAAAAAUGUUAGUAACCAGUCUCACUUAACAAUAACUUUGAAUCAGUAAUUUAUAGUUACUGUAAUUUACAGUUUACAGGCACAUAGAAUCCUUUAUUUUAGGGCUUUCUCAGCUAUUUCGGAUCGAUCCAAAGUUUUCCAACCGACCCAAAAUUUAAAAAACAAACCAUUAAAUUGUCGACCAAAAAUUACUAAAAAGUUUUUAAAAUUCUAACUGUAUCAAUUUGGAAGAAUUGAAACGGUCCACAAAUCUACUGUCUAUCUCCCAACCCCUUGCUCUGCUGAUCAACAGGGGCCUGGAGAGUUCGAUGAUGGAGUUAUAUGAUGUACAACAUUGUGAUAUUUUCUAUGUAUUUAAGAAUUUUUUUGAAACAUAAUGCGUAUACUAAAAUGACAGAAUUUGCCUUUUAUUUAUUUUAAAUUUAACAAUUUAUCUGCCAAGUGAUUUUCUUCACCAUAAUGUACCCUUGCAGCCAGGCAGUACUGAUUUUUAUCUUGACAACUCUAGAAAUCUCUGAUACCUUUACCUGGGUCAGUGGCAUGCAGACAUUGAAUCGUUUUAGGACACAGUUAAUAAUAAAAGACAAGAAGAAGUCCUUACACAGGAGUUUAUAUUUGUCAGCUGUUCUUCUGUACCUUACAAACCUUGAUUACUCGUAUGUCUUUUCCAAAUAAAUAAAAAUAAAAAACAAACAUUGCAUGUAGUGCCAUAACCUUUGUCUGGAAAUCCAGGUGGAGGUGUUGAAAGCCUCAACUGGCCGUGGCUGACUGUACAUUUUUCAUAAGUCCUCCAUUGUCAUUUUAUUACUUUUGGCUGCACUUACAUGUACAAUACAGUUGUUCAUAUUUCUUUUGCACUUGAAACAUAUUAAUGGGUAAAAUCAGAAUAAUAUCAGUGCUUAGUAGAUAUUUCCUUGUAGUCCAAAAUAGGGAAACCGCAUAAAAUGCAGGAAUAUUAUAAUAAAUGUAAGAGUUUGAAUGUCAAUUAAUAGAAGGAUAUGUCCACAUUUAAUCUGGAAUUGUAACUGCUUUUCAAAUCUUGCAGUUGAAGUCUGUGUCCCUCUAUGUAACUUUUAUGUCCCACCUUUAAUCAAAGAAACACUGACAUAGCAUAAUAUAGUUAGAAAAAUGUAUUCCCUUUUGAAACAUACCCCCACAAGAGAAACCCUUACACAAUUUAGUUGUUUAGUUUAGUUUAUUUCUAAGUGCCACUACAAAAGCCUGAGUGUAACAGUUACAAGCCAGAGUAGAUGUAGUUACCGCUCCGUUGACAGUUGCUGACAGACCGGUCCUGUGCACUCCGACCGAUGUCUCCCUGGAGCGUCAGCUAUCACGUACUGCCGAACUCGCCUUCACAAUUUCAAAUGCUCAAAACCCGCCAAACACGAUCUAUGCGUUUCGCCCAUUAGAUCGGGCUUUUUCAAGAUAAAGUGUUGGGGGAUUGAAGCUGAAUAUAUACACCAUCUAAUUGUACACCUCAGGUGUAUAACAUAAUCUAAACCUUCCUGCUCAUAUGGAACUCAAAUAUACAAAUAAUCAACAUAGUCUUUUCAAUUUUGCUCGUUACAUUCGUGGGUGGCACAGUAAACGCAGUAAACUUUACAUACUUUCAUUUACAGCAGAACUGACAAUUACUUACUUAUAUUCGGCUUCUGGGUUAAAUAGCUAUACUUCAAAAGAUAAUUGCGUCUGUAUAUCAAAAAGAUUUAGUCCGUUUAUAGAAAAGACCUAUGUGUAAAUGUGAGUUUCUAUGUUCAUGGUUUUUUUACUGCUCCUCCUCUUUUUCCCUCUCUUGAUCUAUGAAAGCAACGUACCUAAUAUCUGUACAUAAUAUUUAUAUUUUGCUUUACACUGAUUGGCCCAUUUUUGUGCUCCUUCAUUUCAUCUAAAUUAUUUUUCCCAAAACUAUUGAAUGGAUGAAAUAUGUCUGAACCAAAACGCCAUGUGAACAAAUAAAUCAAUUCGGCCAAAACAAACUAUUUCGUCUUGAACAAGUCUAUUAAUAUUGGGAAAUGCUUAGUCUAGAGGAAUUUCCUAGAUAACUAGGGAAAUUAUUCUGCAGCUAUAUCUCAAAGAAAACAGCAAACUGUGAUUAAAAGAUCUCUGUGGCUCUGCUUGAAAGCAGGUGGCCCAACAGAAUGCUGAAAAUAUGGCAGCUGCACCCUUCUCAUGUAUUUAAAUCUGCCAAACAUUGUAUGCAUUUUCUGGAGUAGGACCUAUCCAGCUGGACCAAUACAUAACUAAGCUUUUGGAAGACUAUAUGCUUCAAGUGUUGGAGGAAUGGUUAUACUCCACGGUGAUGAAGAAAUGGUAAGGGAGUCCAGAUAUCAUGAGAAUACACUGAAACCUAAUGCUAAUUAUUAUGAGAAUGAAAAUGAUGCAGAUUGUGAGAAGGAUAUUUGCUUUGCUUACAUUACAGUCAAGCAAUAGAAAAAUGUAAGGUCUACCUGGGUAUCUAGCUAAGUAGUCACCUUAGCAGUAUUAAUAAAAAUAAGUUAAUAAAGGCCAAAUAUUUAGAACAAUACCAACCAGUUCUGAAGAAGUAUACCAUCAGACUCACAUUGUCUUGAAACCCAUUAUGAUUUGUGCAGUAAAUUUUUUCCAUGAAUGAAAAUCUAUUGGUCAUUUAGAUACAAUGGACUUUCCUUAAAUAUAUUUUAUCUUUUAUUGUUUUUUAAAAUAAAUCUGUAAAAGAGACAACGGUGAACAUGAAAAGAUUGCAUGACUUGUCUACUCAUCUGUAAAAUAAGGGGAAAAUUGAAGGAAGGAUCCAGCAUAUUCAGAUCUAUCUGGCAUUCCAAUUUUUCCAGCCUCCUGAAACAUUUGCAAAAGAUUUGGCCUUUGCUGCUGCUGCUGAAAAAGUACUAUAUUUGGAAUCUCUAUAUUUCCUGAUUAAACUGCAAGCUAUUGAUGUUGCAAACAUAAAAUUUUCGGUUCGCGAACGGCGAACGCAAACUUCCGAAAAUGUUCACGAACCGCCAUAGACUUCAAUAGGCAGGAGAAUUUUGAAACCGACAGGGACUCUUUCUGGCCACAAUAGUGAUGGAAAAGUUGUUUCAAGGGGACUUACACCUGGACUGUGGCAUGCCGGAGGGGGAUCCAUUGCAAAACUCCCAUGGAAAAUUACAUAGUUGAUGCAGAGUCUGGUUUUAAUCCAUAAAGGGCAUAAAUCACCUAACAUUCCUAAAUUGUUUGGAAUAACGUGCUUUAAACCAUCAGGUAUGAUGUUGUAUCGAUCAGGUAGUGUAAGGGUUACGCCCGCUUCACAGUGACAGACCAAACUCCCCGUUUAACGCACCGCAAACAACCGCAAACAGUCCAUUUGCACAACCGCAAACUCCCCAUUUGCACAAGGUUGGAUACCAAGCUAGCCAUGUCCCGUUCCUUGUCCUCACUGAUGUCAUUGAAGGUCUCUUCCUCCACCCAGCCACGUACAACACCAAGGGUCCCCGAAAGGUGACAACAAGCCCCCUGGGACGCCUGCUGUGUUUGGUCUUCCACCUCCUCAAAGCCACCUUCCUCCUCUGACUCCUCUUCUUCAGACUCCUCUCUCUGCGUUGCCUCUCUCUGCAUUAUUAUAAGGUGUGUUAAGUAGUACUAUUCCUAUCAGUUUAAUCCCUGUUACGUCCCCUAUCAGGGGACGUGUAUAUGGCAUCGAUUUUAGGAACCGGGAGAUGGAAAAAGAUGCUUGGUCGGUCCUCCUUCUUCAAAUUUGGGGCACUGCGCGUGCAAUCUAAUGUGCCACCAGAUAGGAGUGGUGUGUUAAGUAGUACUAUUCUUAUCAGUUUAAUCCCAAUGUCACGACUACUAGUGUGGUCCAGCACGCAGAAACUAUGUAAACAUAUACAUAGGCAAGAAAAGGAAAAUAAAAGGACAGAGCGUAAACCGGACCUUAGAAUGGCCGGACUAAUAUGCUAGAGACAGAGAAUGGUCAAAGGGAAAGCCGAGGUCAAGGAAGCCAGAAAAUACACAAUACCGUUUACACAAGCCAAGUCAGGGAAACCAGAAUUCAGAAUAACCAGGGAAAAGCCAAGAUCAGAAUACCAGGAAAUCAGAUUCACAAUGAUAAAGCACUCUCAGGAAACCAGGAACAGGAAACCACGACAGGGCAAGGUACUGGGGUGAGCUAGGGAUUUAAAUAUCAAGCGGCAGGCCGGCAGCCGCGACACCCUGUUACGUCCCCCUCAUCAGGCCUUUUUUAGUUGAAUGUAUCGCCCACUGUCAGUCCCUUCGGGAUCCAUCCCUCAUUCAUCUUAAUAAAGGUGAGGUAAUCUAGACUUUUUUGACCUAGGCGACUUCUCUUCUCAGUGACAAUACCUCCUGCUGCACUGAAGGUCCUUUCUGACAGGACACUUGAAGCGGGGCAGGCCAGAAGUUCUAUCGCAAAUUGGGAUAGCUCAGGCCACAGGUCAAGCCUGCACACCCAGUAGUCAAGGGGUUCAUCGCUCCUCAGAGUGUCGAUAUCUGCAGUUAAGGCGAGGUAGUCUGCUACCUGUCGGUCGAGUCAUUCUCUGAGGGUGGAUCCCGAAGGGCUGUGGCGAUGCGUAGGACUUAAAAAGCUCUGCAUGUCCUCCAUCAACAACACGUCUGUAAAGCGUCCUGUCCUUGCCGGCGUGGUCGUGGGAGGAGGAGGAUUACUUUCACCUCUUCCCCUGUUAGAUUCCCAUUGUGCUGUGACAUCACCCUUAUACGCUGUGUAAAGCAUACUUUUUAAUUGAUUUUGGAACUGCUGCAUCCUUUCCGACUUGCCGUAAUUCGGUAACAUUUCAGGCACUUUCUGCUUAUACCGGGGGUCUAGUAGCGUGGACACCCAGUACAGGGUUCUCCUUCAGCCUUUUUAUACGAGGGUCCCUCAACAGGCACGACAGCAUGAAAGACCCCAUUUGCACAAGGUUGGAUGCCGAGCUACUCAUGUCCUGUUCCUCGUCCUCAGUGAUCUCACUGAAGGUAUGUUCUUCCCCCAGCCACGUACAACACCACGGGUACCAGAUAGGUGACAACGAGCACCCUGGGAUGCCUGUUGUGGUUGGUCUUCCUCCUCCUCCUCAAAGCCACAUUCCUCCUCUGCAAAAAAUGUAGAUAAAGACCAGCGCUUAUUUUGUCAGAUUUUGAUAUACAAAUGUGUGAAAGUAACUUAAAACUAGCUGCUGAACAUUCGUAUAAUGCCUUCCAACAAUACAAACAAAAUAUACAAAGAAAAAGAAGAAUGUAGCGAUUAUAUGGUAAAUCAAUAAAUUGUCGCUUUUUAGCAAUUCCAGAGGAGUUGGUGUACUUGAAUAACCAGCAGAUAAAUACCUAAAAAGGAAAUAAUCGAAUAUAGUGCAGAUGGUAUAUCACUGAAUAAUAUUUAAAGUAAAAAUUAUUUAUAAUAAGUAGUUUUCAAUAAUUAAUUGAUGUAAAUUUCAAAUGGAUAGAAUAGUAUUAUUGUUUGUUACCUUGGAUUAAAAUGAUAGCAUGUAUCUUGAGAGAAUAGUAACAUUGUUACAUAAUUAGCUUUGUGUAGCUGUUGUAACGAUAUUAAAGAAUGAAGAGGAAAUAUAAAAAGUUCGCUGUUUAGUGCAGCUAUUUGAGACUUAUAGCAAUUAGAUGUAGUCAGCUCAUUAUGACCAAUGCAGGAUAAGGAGUGAUAAAGACUCUAGAUUUAUCCCAUAAAUUAUUUAUGGAUAAAGGGUUUAAAAUUAAAUUCCUCUGGAGAUGUUUUAAAGUGUUAUUAAAAUUACCUUUUCUGGAGUUCAUAGUAAGUCUUUCUAAUGCCUGAAAGGUUAGAUGUGUGGGAUCUCCAUUAUGAAAUUUUAUAACAUGAUUAGAGAUUGGAGUUGACACAUUAGGAUUCGUUAUUGAGCAAACAUGUUGUAGGAUUCUUCGUCUAAGCUGUUGGUAUGUUUUGCCAGUAUACUGAACCCGACAACGGCAUGUUAUCAGGUAGACCACUUGUACAGAGCCACAAUAAAUAAAUUAUUUGAUCUUAUGUUCUUUCUGAGUUCAUGUGCUCAUGACUGAUUUUGUGGCUUUAAUAAAUUUACAGGCCUUACAAUGGCUGCAUUGAUAUGUUCUCUGUGUUAGCCAUGUGGGUUGUGGUUUUAUUGGUUCAUUUAAAGCCAAUUUCCGACCAAAGAAGUUUGUAUCCUUGAUCCACUCAAAUAUAUCACUGCUUGGUGUGGGUAUAAAAGAAAGGACCAGUGCCCAAAAGGGAGGAGUGAUGUGGUUGGAGGGUAAAAUUUGAAAGGUUGACUAUCUGGUUUAAGUUGUUGUUCAUUAGAUCUGGUUUAUUCCUCUGUCUUGUUUGUACCCCCAUCAUCUUCUAUCUAUAAAUCUGCCUCUCUGUGGAAGGGGCCAAUCCUCCUCUAAAAAAGAUGAUGUCAUGGUUGUAUCUAUUCUUGUUGUAGUUUCAGUAGUAGCUGCAUCAGGAGUAUCUGGGAAAGUCACAUUUCUAUUCGUAUUUUUUAAGAUGUUUUUGUAGGAUUUGGAGUAGUCUCUAUUAUGUUGCUUUCUGUUAGGUCUAGAAUGUACAAGUUGGUCCCUCAGAUUCUUAGAUCUGUGUGCUGUUAUAUUUGGAAACUUGCAGAUGUUAUCUUGUAGAUCAAUGUCAUGUUGUAGAAUUGGCCAAUUGUGGGACAUGAUGUUUAACACAGGAUCCCAAUAUUGGUCAUAAGUACCCACACAUCUAAUUAGUUUUUGUACCUCCUUGGGUCUCAUGGCUCUCAGACGUUCAUCUCUAUUUUGGGCCAGUGCUCGUUGAAAUGCCUUUUUUUACGAUUCUAUCUGGAUAUCCUUUUUGUUUGAGCAUAGUUCUUAAUUUCUUUGCUUCAUCUAAGAAGGCCUUAUCAUUUGAGCAAUUUAGUCUGGCCCUCAGAUGUUGUCCAUAUGGUAUUCCUGACAAAAGCUUGGUUGGAUAGUGGCUAGUCCAGUGAAGCAAUCUAUUUGUUGCUAUGCUUUUUCUGAAGAGUUCUGUUUCUAUCCUCCCAUCCUCCUAUAUUUUUAUGUUUAAGUCAAGGAAAACUAGGUGUUCUGCAUCAAUAACGUAUGUAGGUUUGAGGCCCAGCCAGAAAAUCAGUAUAUCAUCUAUAUAGCGAUGCCAGCUAUAGAUAAAUGUCCCUUAGUGAUCUUUGAUGGUUUCUUCUAGAAUAGUCUCUUCCCACCAUCCCAAAUAGAGGAUAGCAUAGCUUGAGGCACAGGCCAUACCCAUGGCUGUGCCCCUAAGCUGUAGAUAGUAUUGUCCAUUAAACACAAAAAAGUUGUGCGUAAGGAUAAAUUCAAGUAAUUGUAUUAUAAACUCCCUUUGGGCUGGUGUGAACUUAGAGAUUUUGUUUAGGAAGUAAGAAGUAGCUGUGAGGCCCUUAUCAUGUGGAAUGUUAUUAUAUAGUGCUACCACAUCAAGACUUGCCAACAUGCUGUAGGGGGGUACUUCUAAAUUCUCCAGGAGCAACAGAGUGUGUUUUGUGUCUUGCAGAUGAGAUUUAAGACUGGUGACAAAUGGAUGUAGUAGUCUCUCUAGGAAGUGACUACUUCUUUCCGUAAUUGAGCCAUUUCCAGAAACGAUAGAUCUUCCUGGAGGGUUCUGUGCAUUCUUGUGGAUCUUCGGAAGGCAGUAAAAGAUGGCAAUUGUUGGAUUUAGAUGUGGUAGAAUAAAUUUGCAUUCUUCUCUAGUAAUGAUGCCAACCUCCAAUGCUGGUUCCAAGAUAUUUUUAAGUUCCAGAAGAGACUGUGUUGUUGGGUCCUUAGGUAAUAAUCUGUAAGAUUCUGGAUCUUUCAGAUGGUCAAUACAGAGCUCAAUAUAUUUCUCACUGUCUAAUAGAACUAUAUUUCCCCUCUUAUCUGAAGGUUUAAUAAUUUAAUUCUGUUAACGGCUAAGUUCUCUUAGGGCUUUCCGUUCUAGAGGAGUUAGAUUGUCAUGUACCCUGGCUUGAGUCUUCAAGGAUUUAAUUUCAUCUGUGGUCAUUUUAAUAAAGAGGUCCAUACUGGAUACCUCUUUCAGGUUUGGUGUCAACCAAUUUUCUGGCUUAAGUGUUGUAAGUAGUUGUUCGAUAACCUGUUCAUCCAAUAGGAACUGUAAUGUUAGGUAGUGUUGAUAGUCUUCUGGGGAGAAACCCGCUUAUUUAGCUAGUUUAAGUUUUUUUCUUUUAUGUACCUCAUUUAAAGCCAAUUUCCGACCAAAGAAGUUUGUAUCCUUGAUCCACUAGAAUUUAUCAGUGCUUGGUGGGGGUAUCAAAGAAAGGACCCGUGCCCAAAAUGGAGGAGUGAUGUGGUUGGAGGGUAAAAUUUGAAAGGUUGACUAUCUGGUUUAAGUUGUUAUUCAUUAGAUCUGGUUUAUUCCUCUGUCUGGUUUGUACCCCCAUCGUCUUCUGUCUCUUAAUCUGCCUCUCUGUGGAAGGGGCCAAUCCUCCUCUAAAAAAAGAUGAUGUCAUGGUUGUAUCUAUUCUUGUUGUAGUUUCAGUAGUAGCUGCCACAGGAGUAUGUGGGAAAGUCACAUUUCUAUUCGUAUUUUUUAAGAUGCUUUUGUUUUUGUAGGAUUUGGAGUAGUCUCUCUAUUACGUUGCUUUCUGUUAGGUCUAUAAUUUCUGGAAUCAGAAUCAGUCCAAUUAGUAUUUCCUGAUGUGGAACUGCUUCUGCUAUUAGUACGUGUUCUAAAUUUUCUUUUGACUCUAAAGAUAUUUCCCUCCUUAAAAUUCUUAUGGUCUCUUAGGAAUUUUGUGUAUUUUUUUUUUCCUUAACAUGUUUUUUGAAAUAAUCCAAAUUUUUUUGUAAUUUAUUUUCCAUGAACAGAACUCUUGACUUGUUUUUAAAAUACAACAGAAAAUAAACAUAUCAGUUUUUAUCAGUGUUAGAAUAAGUGAACCUUUAUAUAUUGGUGUGAACUGUAAAUAAUGUAUAAUGUUGGAGAAUGUGAAGGACUGGUGAAGGUCAUCGGCAGAAGUGGCUGUAAUCAGGAGAGUAAAGAUAUAAAGUGAUUCUUUGCAUUGAAAAACAUAUGAAAUAAAAUGUGUUUUGAAGUGACAGCAUUGAAGGAUAGUAAGAAUUUAAAUAGGAUUACUAAAACAAAGAGGACAAACAGAAGAGGACUUUAAUUUAACUUGAGGGGAAGUGUAACUAAUAUAGGUGGGUAAGUGGACCAUUCGAAUUGGAAGAGGGAAAUUAGGGAAGCCUAAAAUGGAGGGUGAGUAAGAAGAUGAAAAAAACCAUAGUACUUGCAUUGCACACUGAAAUAGAAGGAGGGCAGGAUAGAAUGGUGAGAUAUUGAUGGAAAGAGGAAUAAGUAGUGAAACAGAAAAAAAGGACAAAAAAGGGGGUGACGAGUGAUGUAUUUAAUUAAAAAGGAAAAAUAGACAUCUGUCAUAAUCACUGUGCAGAUCGCAAAUAAUACAUCUUUUCUUUGCAUUCACAGACAAUGAAUCUGAAAGGCCAAAUGAUCUACGUCUUUGAAUCCAGUGCCAUUUUGUUCUUGGGAUCUCCAUGUGUGGACAGACUGGAGGAUUUUACUGGACGUGGGCUGUAUCUGUCAGAUAUUCCCAUACACAAUGCUUUAAGGGAUGUUGUACUUAUUGGAGAACAAGCACGAGCACAGGACGGAUUAAAGAAGAGGUUGGGAAAGCUUAAGGCAACUUUAGAAGUGACACAUCGAGCUUUAGAAGAGGAGAAAAAGAAGACAGUUGAUCUUUUAUGCUCAAUCUUUCCCGGUGAAGUGGCUCAGCAGCUGUGGCAAGGGCAGACAGUGCAAGCCAAGAAAUUUAACAAUGUAACAAUGCUAUUUUCAGACAUUGUGGGGUUUACAGCAAUCUGUUCACAUUGUUCACCGAUGCAGGUUAUCACAAUGCUUAAUGAAUUGUACACACUUUUUGAUUAUCAGUGCGGGGAACUGGACGUAUACAAGGUAAAGUAACAUCUAAUUUUUAGGUUGACAGUCAGAUUGAAUAAUAAUUAUUUCUUAUUUUAUUUUGAUAUAUAUAUAUAUAUAUAUAUAUAUAUAUAAUCAUUAUAUAUUGUGACAAACUUACUUUCUUGUGUGUGUUUGUCCAGGAUCUUUUGGCAACUGCACAGCCCUCUAGGUUAAGGAAGCCAGGUCAAGACAAAGUCCAGUUUAAAAGGCCUCUGGCCUGUUUAUUUUCUGUUGGUAGUAAGUAGCCAGGUAAAUCAGGAUACAACAGGAUAUAUAAAGCAGCAAUGCUUACAAAUAGUAGAAAACCUUCCAACCUUCUUUCUCCACAAAACACUUCCUCCCUUCACCCUGCUUUAACAGCAGUUACAAAGCUGCUCACAGCCCCUACAGGUGAGGCUAAUGAGCCAGAACUCAGAAAACCUGGGCUGGAUUCAUGUACAGCCACUCUGACAGUGGGUGGAGAAUCGGCCCACCACGCUCUUCCGAAUACUUCACCCCAGGGACCCAAAUAACAACACAGAAAAAACAUCUAUAUGUAAACUUAACUUACCCUGGGGCUGCAUAUGCUAAUCCCCUUAUGUCAGGAUAGUGCCUGCGCAAAAGUCUGGGUGCCAGAUAUACACCCCUGACCACCACUCUGUCACAAUAUAUAUUGUAUUAUUUAUCUACUUUUUAGUUCAUAUACACAACUCUGCACAAUUUAAAACUGUAUUUUAUUUACUUAUAGUUAUCAUUUUCUUUAUCUGGAUCUUUUACUAUUUUAGUAAUCUGUGACAUUUACAAUCUUAUUCUGUGAGAACGCAUUCGCCAAUAGCUGAAAACUCAAUAUCUCUCAUGUUAUUUAACAGCUAACUACAGUAUUACAAGCACACAAUGUUGGGUUGGCUUUAAGAAAAAUUGGGCAUUUAUUGUGGAGACGAAUAGUCAUUUUUAAAGAGAUUCGUGUAGCGAUCAUGUCCCUGCAGUCUCACUUCUCAAUUCUCUUCCAUUCAGGAGUUAAAUUUAAAGUUGAUUUCUAACUUAUACACAGUGUGUUUCAUUAAAAAUGUCUUGGCUCCUGCUCAGUUAGUAGCCGGACACCACCUACAACAGCAUCUAAGAUUAUUGAUGGGAAAAAAAACGAUAAUUCAUGGCAAGAGAGCAGCCACCAAUUGUUAAUUUUAUUCACAGAUCAGGUGAGAAGUGACAAAUAGAGGGAAAAAAGGAGUUUCAGGAAAAAAAAAUGAUCUAUUUAUAUAUUAUAUACCAUUUAAAUAUAUAUAUAUAUAUUUUUUUUUUUUUACUUCCCCUCCUCUUUUUCCUUCUAUUGGUUACUUUGUCUCUCUUUGUAAGGAUUACUGUAGAUCCAGCACGCAAAAAUAGUAUCACACCUAGGACUAAGGAUAACGUCUAACCAGACCUUAGAAUGGCCGACUUAACAUAUCCAAGAAUAGUCAAAAUACUUGCCAAGGUCAGGGAUACAGAAUGAGACACGAGGAUGAGGGAAAGCCAAAAGUCUAGGAUAUCAGAAAUCAGGGAAGUCAAAAUAAAGCCAAAGUCAAUAACCAUAAUAAUACAAUCAGGAACACACUCUCGGAUAACCAGCAAAGGAAAACUACGACAGGGCACUGACAGAAAGGUAAAUUGGGUUUAAAUACCCCUCCUUUUGCUGUAAUUGGUUGCCUCUGACCUCUGACCCUAAAACGCGCGUGCGCGUCUAUGACGUGACGUUGCACGCACAUUGGCGCCAUAUUUUGCUCCCUUUUGGUUCGUCUGAUUCAUUUUUGCAAAUCCUUUUUGGCAAAAAAAUUAUUGUGAACUAAAACACCACAUGUACAAAAUUCUGCGUAAACAAAUUUAAUUCAUAUAGAUGUGUUAGAACCUUUGAGAUUAAAGGGGCACUCUAGGCACCAUAACAACUACAGACCACAUUAAUGGUUACAGUGUUAGUCGGCUGCAAAAUUACCUGGUUCUGAGUCAAGCUGUUUAGAAAUGCUUGCAAAUGGUUUGGCCCACUACUAAGGCAUGACAACUGUGCCAUAACCCCUAUAUUUGCAUGCAAUCAUUACUAUGCUAAGACUGACCCUUUAGCAUGAUGCUUCCUUGAGAUAUUUGAGCAUAAAAAUUUCUAUUUUACCUAUACAAUGCGUACACAGAAACUGCGUGUUAAUUGGCUGUUCAUGGACAAUGUCUGUUACCAUAUGUUACCAUUGAAAAUGAGCUACUAAUUAUUUAAGCCUUAAACUACCUUUGAAGUCAAACUAACCCUUGUUGAAGAUCAUUAUGAUGAUGUUGCAAGGUACCAGAAACACCUGGGGCUUGAUCUCAAAGGAAAACCUGAAGACAUCUAAACUAACAGAGAGAAGGAGAUGUCAUGACAUAUCACUGCCUCUCUAUGUUAUGUUCCAUUCUCUCUACCUAUGGUUACGGACAAGUUCGGCCCAAGACAUUGUGCUGCCUGGGUCCAAGGAUGAAAUGCUGCCCCCCCAAAAAAAAAUACUAAGCCCACAUCCAUUAUGUUAGAGAAGGGGUAGUCAACCUUUUAAUACCUACUGCCCAGUUUUGUAUCUUUGUUGAUGGUAAAAUUUCCUUACCACCCACCAGUGCCGCAGUAACUCGAUUGUUUAGCGCAAGUGCUAAUUUCUUUUUUUUUUUUUUUAGAAAGGAGGGUACUUACAUUUCUAUUUUUUUCCCUUUUUUCUAUUAUCUGUUGUAUUUUUUUCUAUAUGUGUGUGUGUGUGAGGGGAGCAGUGUGUGUGAGUGGUGCUGUGUGUGCAUGACCCACCACCGCCCACCUGAAAGCCUGAAUCGCCCACUAAUUGGUGGUAGUUGAUGACCCCUGUCUUAGAUCAUAAUAAAAUAAAACUCACUUUAAUGAGUUGAUUCACUCUAUGUGGAUGGCAAGUCAAGUGCUUCCAAGUGGAACUUGGAAGCACUUGUUAUAUGUAUGGAACAACUUCGAAGUACCUGUUAUAUGUAUGGAACUGUUUUAACCCUUUCCACUCGGAUAAAAUUUCAGCGUCAUUUGCCAAAUUUAUUUAUAGAAAUCACCUCAUGGGUGCGUUUAGUUUUUUUUUAGUUCGCAUUUAUCCGAUAACGUUAUGUACCUCUGCGUGAGCCAUACGAUCGUCGAACUUGUAUGCUACUCAUGUCCCACCAGGUAGAACAUACGAUCGGAAUGAGAAAAUUAAAAUGACCCACACUGUGGGACAGUCCACGGGAAAGGGUUAAAGCCAAGGGAGGCCAAAUGACAGACCUACAAAUCCCACAAUGCUUCACCAGCCUUAUGUUGACAAAGCAUCUGGGGGCUGUAGUUGCACAAUAUUUGGCUUCCCUGGUUUAAAGGGACACUUUAGUCACCGGAACCAUUAUAGCUUAAUGUAGUGGUUCUGUUGUCUAUAGCCUGUUUCUGCAGGCUUUUCAAUGUAAACACUGCCUGUAACGGCACCCCGAGCAAGACAAGGCUCAGUUUUGAGGGUCAAGCAGGAACAUACAGAGCUGUGGGUUUAUUGUUCUUAUGUACACAUUCUUACACAUUAGUACCACCCACAGGGUUUUGGAAAACAACCAAUAAACAUGUACAAUACACUCAGACACUCCCACACAAAAUCCUCCCCUCUGCCUGUGAUACAAUUACCUUACACAAUGGGUAAUGUAAUGAUCACAGCCAGAGAAAUACAGUUUUUCCACAUUAUUCAUAACUUGAAAAGUAUGCAUCACAUUCACAAAAAUUCACAUAAAUUCACUUACAUUUUCAGAAUCAGCAUACUCCAAAUACAAACAUAUGUCAAAAUCAUCCAAAUUGGUCUAUUGGUUCAAAAGAUAGAUCGAAGUCCUUUGUGACCAAAUGAAGCAUGGCUUUUCUGCCCAAAACCAGUUCCACAGAGUCUUCUAUCCUGGAGAUAAUUGGGAAGUAAUCCAAUUAUCUCCAAGGACAGAGGCAAAACUCCAUUGAACACAUGGCAGCAAAAGACAAUAAACACAUAAAAAUACAUAACUGUGCAACCAUUGCACAAAACAGGUACAUUCAACAUAUCCCCAGAUAGCUCAGAUCUGAGCGCACAUUAUUACUGAAUGGCACUCAGAGCACACACAUACAUUUCAAUUGCCAUGGAGCCAAAGUCUUUCCCAUAGUCUUUCAUAAUACGAAUGGGCUCCAUGGCAUAGCUAUCUGGGGUAUAACCGCUCAAACAGGGCAAGCACCGAAUGACCCGGCUUUCGUGUCUUCGCAGGGGAAAAUCAAGCGUUUCAACAUGGGACCAUAGUCUAAAGGCAGCAGGCGGGCCACCAGGCUCCUCCAAUGCACAGUGGCGAGAUUAGUCUCUUCACAUCUCUCCCCUUUUCCAAACAGACUAACAGGGUAUCUGACCUCCUGCCGGUCAGUGCCCUGGUUAGUCUAGCAACCCACCCAUAAAACACAAUUAGUAAUAAAGCCCACCCACAAUAAAUGGUUACUACACCUGAGUACAGGGAAAAGUUGUCCAUGUCCAGGUGCCUCACCACAGCUGUGUGGGGGACUGGUACGCUGAAUUGGUGGGUUGCGAGGUGGGCAGAGACCAGCUGUACUCUGCCCUGAUGCCAGCACUACCACGGAAGUAGUCUGGUUGGAGCCUGGUUGCUGGAGGGGGAGACCGACUGUCUCCCCUUUAGAUACACAGCUCUGCUGCCGGAGGGGGAGACCGACUGUCUCCCCAUUGGCUAAACAGCCCUGUCGCUGGGGGGCAGGACCGACCGUCCCUACCACCUGUGCUGUAAGUGCAGAGACCACAGUCCCAUCCGCACGGUUGUGGGGCUUACUGUCUCCCCCUGGUAUGUUAAGCUGCCGCUGGGGUGAGGGGGUAACAAGCUCCUCUCUCAUACAUACUUCCAGCCGCGGGGGAGGGAGACCGACUGUCUCCACUCCCAAUACAGAGUCCUGCUGCUGGGAAAAGGAGACUGGGCUCUCUAUUCCCUGUCAGACACUCUGCCACUGGAGAAUGGAGACUGGGCUCCCAAUUCCCUGCAAUUCACUCUGCUGCUGGGGGACAGGAGCAACUUACUCUGCUAUCUCUAUGUUUACAUUACUGCCAAGUAACACCUCUAGUGGCAGUCACUCAGAGGGUCAUUAGAGUUGCUUCCUAGUCCAGUGCUGCAGUGUGUAGCACCUACAUUCAUUGUCUCCACCCUCUGCAUGGAGACGCUGAACAUUCCCCAUAGAGAUGCAUUGAUUCAAUGCAUCUCUAUAAGGAGAUGCUGAUUGACGCAGCAGGCGUUUUUCCACACUUGUGCAAUAGACUCCGAAUGCUUUCCUUUGGGAAAGCAUUGGCUUGGCUAAGAUCAUCAAGAUUGGUGAGCUCAGUCAUGGAGGCAGGGCCAGCCAUGACAAGACCGGCACAGCCUGGGUAAAUAGGUUUCCCAUGCGAUCAGAGGGGAACCAGUACCUAAACACACACACUGACAGACACACACAUACUGACAGAUGCACACUUACUGACUUGACACUCACUCACUGACUGAUAGCGACACACUCACUGACAGACAUACACUCAUUGAUUUGACACACUGACAGACACACACUUACUCUUGGCUUCGUGAUGGAGCUGAGAGGAGCAGGAAGAACCUCACAGCUGAGAGAGCUCCCUCGCCGCCGGCUGCCUCCCUCUCCCCCAUGGUACAUUAUGUAUAGGCAGAGUAGGCACCUUCCCUGUGGGGUAAGCAGGUGCAAACUCUGCAUUGCUGAAUAGGUGCCACUCUGUGGGCAAUCUUGGCCACCUCUUGGGCAACCGUCAGAGAUUGGCCCGCACGGCGCCCCAACCUCAUUGCGCCCUGGCCCGCGCACUUGUCCACUUGUUGUAGCACCUAUGGGAGACAUGCAUUGGCGGCAAAAUGCUGCACCUAUCCAGGUGCCGCCUAGGGCCAUUGCCCCACACUGUCCUAUAGCUCUGGUUACGGAGCUGCUGAUACUUUCUAGGAACUCAAUGAAAACAUACAGUAGCUGGCAUAUUCUGCACAACCAGGUAUUCAUUGCCAUGCUACCUAACUAAUAGAGGGAUGUGUAGUAAAGUUUUGUUUUCCACAUUGCAAAAGUCACUUAGGGACACCAAUAAUUUCACCAACAGAACCUGAUUUUCCUAGUUUAAUAGGCGGCUGCUUUGAGAAGCAUUAACAUUUAAUAACACAAGACUAUUCAUCUAACAAUUUGCAUGUUAGAUGAAUAGUCUUGUGUUUAUGACAUUUUGCAUAAGAAGCAAUAACCAUAAUUUUUUUUAAAUGUAUGAUUGAGGUUUUUAAAAUAUAAUUUUAUUUCAUAACUAAAUACAAAGAUAUAAAGGUGUAUUGGCGCUACCAAAAUACAAAUAUAAAAUGACUGGUGUAGUGAAAAGUGUAUCCCACAACACUGGAAACUAGAUAAGGAAGCAAUAAAACAAAUACUGCACCAAUCAAAGUAAUGCAAAUAACGGGAUCAAUCUAAAAAACACAAAUAAAAAAAACAUAGUGCAAACUGUGUAUAUAUUAAAUAAACCCCUAUAUAGCAUAAAACUCACAUGAUGCAGAGCCGUCCCAGGCUCUAUAUGAUAUGCAGGAGUGUGCCUAAUGAGGCUAAAGCGAUACCCUUGAGGAGGGCAGCACAGGAUACAAAAUGAUAAAUCAAAACUUUAUUAAGAAACAAUUAAAAUAAGGGACAGUAAGCAGUGCAAAUAUAAUAAAUAUACUGGGCACAAAGCCUAAGUAAACACCGCAAGGUAAGUAAAAUGUCCCAAAAUGCAAUACAUAAAAGUGACGCAGCAAACUCGUUUCAACUCCGGCUGGAGUUUCUUAAUAAAUUUUUUAUUUAUCAUUUUGUAUCCUGUGCUGCUCUCCUCAAGGGUAUCGCUUUAGCCUCAUUAGGCACCCUCCUGCAUAUCAUAUAGAGCCUGGGACGGCUCUGCAUCAUGUGAGUUUUAUCCUAUAUAGGGGUUUAUUUAAUAUAUACACAGUUUGCACUAUGUUUUUUUUAUUUGUGUUUUUUUUUAGAUUGAUCCUGUUAUUUGCAUUACGUUGACUGGUGCAGUAUUUGUUUUAUUGCUUCAUUAUUUCAUAACUAAAACUAAUAUUAUAAUAAAAUGAAUUGUUCCAUAUGCAGAGUAAAAUCAGCACUCAUUAACCUCAUUCAGGUUGAUGGUUGAAUGUUAUAGCCCAAAAACAAACUAGAAGAUAGUUUUUGGAAGACAUUAAGUCCAUUAAAAAAAAAAAAAAUGUAAUCAUGCCCUUAUUACCAUUGAAUCAGAGCUACAUUCACUGUUUUAAUCCCUUUUGGCCAAUUAUGUUUCUGCACUGUAAACAUGUAACUUGACACAAAUGAGAAGAGAACAAUUUAGUGCUUUACAGCAUAGCCGGCUUAGUUUGACCACACUACAAGAGCUUUGAUGCAAACAAUACAAGACAGUGUUAUAACGAGAAUGCAUGUGUUUUAGUUACAAAUCAGUGGUUCUAAAUACAAAUUCAGCAGUCAUCUCAUCGGAAUACAUCAUGAGCACUAUAAAGCAUUUAAAGAAAUGUUUUCUCAGUUAAAUUGUUCAUUUCAACUUUAUAUUAAUUUGGAAAUAUGAAAUGCAUUACAUUGUGUCAGAUUAUUUGCAUGUUUCUAGUGAUAUUUUGGGGUUGUGUGAAAGACAAAAUGACUCCACAACGACACCAACAUUUAGUUUGUAUUUCCUAUUUUAGUGUUCUAGGUCCAGUGGCAGCUAGUCCCCUGUGCAGUUUCUGUUUACAUUUUAAAAAUCACUUCUAAUCAAGUCAAACAUUUGGGGUAUUUGUGAAAAAAAAUGCCCCUCUGUGGAUAUAGGCUUUCCAGGCAAAAUUAGUUUGUUUUAAUUGGAAUUCUGGUCUCAUCUAUUGGCUGUGGACUGUCAGAUAUUGGAAACUCUACAAGAAAAAACUUUGCACAAGUACUCCUCACUGACUGCUCGGACAUACUACAAGCUCUCUGGCACGAUGAAUCCCCUGAAUCUGAGUCAUGGGAAUUCCCUCGAACAUAAAUUCAAGGGAUUCCCCAUGCUAGAGAGCUGGUCUAUGUUUAAGGGAAUUUCCCUCAAACAUAUAUUCAAGGGAUUACUCGUACUAAAAGCUGAUCUAUGUUCAAAGGAAUUUCACCCGAGUCGAGAGAUUCUCUGCGAUAGUGAGCUGGUCCAUGUUCGAGGGAAUUACCCAAACAUGGACCUGCUCUAUGCAAGACUUGGUUGUCGUGCCGGUUUGAAGGAUUCUCGCUUACCGACCAAUUCGCUUAACGACUUAGUCGUAGGAACGGAACUCAGUUGGUAAGUGAGAAGUAUCUGUAUAUUGUUCUGUCUUCUAAAGCUGUGAGUAGGUAACAGCAUCAUAGGGUGGAGUUAGACCACUUUAAAGUGCGUGUUGCUUCCCAACUAUGUCUAUAUAUAGGCUUAUGGUAUUGAAGUGUGUAUGACCUUUCAUCAUGGUCAGGAAUUAAGUACCUGGGAUUAAUUACAUAGAGCCCAACAAGUCAGAAAGCAGAGUCCAUUUUCAAGAAUACAGUCUUUGUAUGGCUAGGUCUGAGUUUCUUAACCUGUUCAGUAAAAGUACUGUUCUUGAGUUUUGUUCAUACAAACACAAACAUUUCAAACAAAGAAAUGAGGAAGAGAAAGUCAUAGCAAAAGAAAAGUACACUAAAACAAAAUACAGUACUCCACAGGAAGUAUUUGCGUGAGUUGUGUUUUGUGCAGACUGUGUUUUGUGAUUGAUUUGUGUUAUCUAUGUGGAAAAAUGUGUGUUGUGUAUAUGGGGUAUUGUGUGUCACAUGUUCGGGCUGUGUCAGGGAAGUUGUGUGUGGUUUGUGUGUUGAUAGUGUACAAGGAAACUUUGUGUGAAGAGAGACUGUGUGUUUCAGCCUCCAGCGUAAUUUUGGUACAACCUUUUAAAAAAAAUAUGCCUACCUUAUCUUCAGGGAGGGAUGGGUAAAAUCCCUGGCACUGUGGUGAGGCUGCUUGCAAUAUAUCCCCUAUCAUGGUUUUUCAUCCAAGGUGGUUCAGUUUUGAUCUCCAUAUUGGCUUUGGGGACUGGAGGAUGCACCCUCUUCCUAUCCCUAAUACAUGGUGUGUAUAGGGUAGGUGUGCCACAAAUUAAAAUACAGGGUGCUAAGUAAUCACACAUACUUUCAGGUGUAAAAAAAGUAUUUUUCUUGUACGUGGGUCAACUUAAUUAUCAUUAUGCUAAGUGUUUGAAUAUGUUGAUAAAGCAUAUGCCCUUAUUUUGGCAAGCCCUACCAAAAAGAAAUCAGAUAAGCAUUGGGCCUUGCAAUCAUAUAGUGUCAUUGUAGCAAAAAAAAAUACUUAGAUCCAUCAAGUUCAAUCUUUCCUACAUCUGCUUAUGCUAUUUAUCUAAAAGAAAGCAAAACACCGAAUUUGAAGCAAUUUCUAAUUGUAGCACAAAAAGGGAGAAAACUCGUUAUUGGAAAUCAAAAAUCUUUUUGGCAGAAAAUUGAUUGUUCUUACAGUAAAGAACACGUACUAUUGCUGUAGUUGAAUUCACCUUUUUACAAGUUUUGAUAAAUAACAUCUCUUUUAGUUGCCAAUCAAAUUUACCUGCAAUCCAUCAGUAAAAUUAAUCCCACGCAUGUCAAACAGCUGACAACAUGGACAGAGGAGAACAGCUGUACCCACGAGUUGAGAUCUGGCACAAGGAAGAAAAGAUAAUAUAUUAUAUAAAUAAAAGCAAGUAGCAAGGGAGGGAGUAUGAUGAUUAAAAUACAGGAUGCAUAAGGAAUGGAAAACCAAAAUCAAAACAAAAAAAAAUGGCCGGACCUCAUUAAGCUAUGAAUGGACUACAUAUCUUAAUUCUCUGUAAUUAUAAAUACAUGGAAAGCUAUUUUUGAGAAACAUUAUACAAUGGGUAAACAAGGAUUUAUUUUGUAGGAAAGGAUUACAAAAGCAAUGCUUACAGUUUAGGCACGAGUGAGUAUUAUAUUCAAUGUUUUCAAAUUAUUCUUGUUAAAUAUAACCUCCCAGAUGAAUUGUAAUAAAUUAUGCUAAAUAUUUUGUGUCUUUUUCUAAACCCUUGACAUGUAUAUUUGUAGGUAGAAACAAUUGGUGACGCAUAUUGCGUGGCGGGAGGAUUACAUAAAGAUAGCGAGACGCACGCAUUUCAAGUAGCUCUUAUGGCUCUAAAGAUGAUGGAGCUCUCAGACAAGGUGACAUCGCCUCAUGGAGAACCUAUCAAGGUCAGUUUACAGUUGGUCUCCACUUUAUUUUGUGGAGUUGAAAAACAAUUACUUUUUAUAGUCAGGCAUUAUAUUCAUUAAAAAUCUAAUGAGAAUCUGAAAGCAUGAAAACCUGUAUGAUGCCCAAUGAUCAGUAUUUUGUUGCAAGCGAAUAUUGUUUUUACGACAUUAGAGACUCUUAAAAGUAAAACAUAUCAUUCUUGCAUAGGUUAUUGUGCAAGCAGGUCGUUAUCCUUGUCCCAUGGACAUAAUCUGUUUAACGUCAGCAGAUUCGCAGAAGCAAUUAGAAAUCCUGGGAAAUUGCAAGAAAUGCAAAAGCAAAGUUGCAAUAAAAAAACAGGGCUUCAACAUUAAGUGUCAAUUUUAUUAUCCCAUAGAGAAUAUCUACAUACUGCCUAUUCGUUAAAGGAACACUCCCAAUGCCGUAAGCACUAUAAGUGAGCUGUUAUGGUGCUUGUAGUGUUUCUUUAAAUCGCUUGCUUACAUAGCCGUCAAUGUAAUAUGCUUUUCAAAUGUUUCAAUGAUGUUAGCAAAAAUUAUAAAGUCUAUGGGGUUAUUUGUAGAUAAAUCAUUUGGGAAAUUGUUCUGAUAGUAUUGGAUUAUGUGGAAAGUUUAUUAAACCAGACUUGUUUGAUUUACCACUUUGAUCAGAGUGAGUAAGCCAGUAGCAAGUCCAGAGUUGACUAAAGCAACGGAGAUUAAUGUUUUGUCGUUAAGCCAUAUCUAGACUGUGCUGUAUAUAGAUUUUGAUAUCCUGCUUGGUGUUGGGAAAUGUUUGCUAAAUUCCUGCAUCACCCAGUUUAAGGCAAAUGAGAAAUAUAAUGUUCCUCUCCCUUCAUCAAUUCAUAGAGACCAUCCAGUGAAAAUUCCAACCAGACAGCAGUGAUCUCCCCGAUACAUUGCAACCAUCCUUGUUUGUUGCUAUAGGCAGUGACGUUUUAUAUGCUAUUACAUAAACUCUUGUUUUGCUGUAGUAGUUAAUCAUCUAUUAUUUAUAAUGGGAGCAAAGACACAUUCUCGGUUUUCAAUGGAGUGUAUUAACCUGUUUAUGACAGCUUGGUAGUAAAAAAGAAACUGCCAGAUUCAAGAGGCAAUUAGUUUGAAAGAGAAAAUACUUGGGUUGAUAUUUUUGUCAAGGCAAAACAGAUGCUAUUCUAGGGCAAAUGACUAAAUAAGGACCAGACUCACCACAGAUACGAAUACGGUGUUUCUGAACAUUUAGAAUUUUGCACCUUAAUUAGCACUUAAUUUGCCUUGAUACAUUUUCCCCUUUGUUAGAUGAGCAAUAACACUUCUUGAAAUUGACUUGUGUUCUUUCACUAGCCUGGGAUCUUUUCCUACACUGUAUAUACACCUAGAGAAUCACUGUACAAAGUAGGGAAACACAAUAAACAGGAAGUUUAUCCACUUCUUUCUAUGAGCUGUCUUUUGAUAACCAUUUAGUUUUACUUUACUUAUAUUAUGCUUUACUUCAAGAAUGGAAAAUGCAUUUACUGUACUAAAGGUAAGGUGCCAGUCUGAACUAAAGAAGACACUGAAACUAAUAGUUUAAAUGGACAAUCAGAGGAACCAUGGCACUUGUGCAGAUAAUAAGAAAAUCGGAUUAAGAAGUGUGAUAAAUGCUAUUGCUCUGCCUUUUAUUAAAGGAAUACUCUGAGCACCACAACCACUAUAGCAUAAUGUAGUGAUUAUGGUGCCCGGAGAGCCCUUUAGCACCAUUGCAAGUAGACAACCCAUUUUUGACUACUUGCAAUGGACAGGGGGUGCCAGGGCACUUCAGCACACUGUAGUGGUAAUGAUGUUUGUGUGUUUUACAUUGUAUUUAUGUUUUUCUUUAAAAAAAAAAUGUUUUCCUUUUUAAGAUGAGAAUUGGUCUACACUCGGGAUCGGUAUUUUCUGGUGUUGUUGGAGUAAGGAUGCCACGUUAUUGCCUUUUUGGAAACAAUGUAACUCUUGCCAAUAAGUUUGAGUCGUGCAGCGUCCCAAGACAGAUCAACGUGAGCCCUACUACAUACAGGUGGGAGUAUAGAACUAUCCUACUAGGCAAAUUAAUCUUUUGUAUCCAAGCAAUUUAUUGGAAAAUAUAUCUUAUAUGAGAUGUGUAUUGCUUACUGCCAUCUGGUUAUUUAAUCUUUUUCUUAGACAUCUUUCUUUUACAAAUUAAAAAAAGAAAUGAACUUAUAUUUUAAGAAUAAUAGAUCGCUCACCUUAAUGGAAAGCAUUUUAUUGCUGCUCUACAUUGGCAUCGGUGACUAAGUAAGCCAUCAUAGGCUCUUGUGAUGACAGAGUCAAAAACCAAUGUAACGUGUAUAAAUCACUGCACUUUAGGAGUGCGGGUACCUUGUGCCCUGGAGUAAAUAGUCUCCUGGGGCUGAGCAUUUUAUAGAGAGAAAUAAAUUAUUCAAAAAAAUUAAUUUAAUAUGUGUACGUUUCAUUAUUUAAUCAUCUGUAUUCAUUUUUUCCCAGUAUGCUGAAGGACUAUAAAGGAUUCAGAUUUACACCUCGAUCGAGGGCAGAUCUACCACCAAACUUUCCUGAUGACAUUCCUGGUAUCUGUUAUUUUCUUGAGGCUUCUGAUCAAGAAAUGUUGAAUGCGAUUUGGUUCCAAAAAAAGACUGCUGAAGAUUUAUAUUUUAACAAAACAAAAUGAUGCACACAUCUGUUUUGUGGUGAAACAUUUAAGGAAUGCUAUUUAUUCAUUUUGCAAUUUGAACAUAAAUAGGCAAAAAACACACCUGAUCUUUAUUCCACUGACAAUUUUAUAUUGUGUCACAGUUCAUUAACAAAAAUGUAAUAAUGAUCUGUUGAGACAUUUCUAAUGAUGUACCUUUUUGCUAGUUUGUGUCAUUAGUAACUAACCUAUAAUGUUUUCAUAAAUAACUUAUUUUGUGAAUAUUUUCAUAUAUAUAUAUAUAUAUUAUAUAUCUCUAUCAACACCACCACCACCAGCCUGUAUAUUUUAGACCAAGUAGGGUAGCAUUCGCUUAUUGCAAUUUGUGACCCACCUGUUUGUAAGUCAGGGGGAAAAAAUAAAAAAUCACUAGACCAGGCCAUGUUUUCCAAGUUGCAGCUGUUUGCUUUUUCUUAAUUGAUAAAAAUUGAACUCAUCAUAGUCAUUAGCUACUGAGCUAAUUCCCUUGAGGAGUGUAUGCAUUGAGCAUUCAGAGAUGCCCAUCUGCACACCACUAUUUUAAAGGAUAUAUGAGUAAUUGCCCUUAAAUGAGCCAACCUUGUCAAUAUCAGAGAAUGACAGCCUAUACCAUGGUCAAUGGCACUUUGAUUCAGAGCAAUUUGGCAAUGGGACUACCCUCUUGGUCUGACAACCAUGCAAGGGACUUCACUUUUCUAAUUACCUGACUGGAGGUGUCCCUGACAUGCUGCCCACUCUCUAGUAACUAAUUUAAUGCCUCGCUCCAUUUUCGCCAUUUUGUGCCAAACCAACCCAUCUCCCAUCACAUUAAGGACAAUAUAGCAAGUAGGAACCACACUCAAUCCACAAAAGCUAAGGGUGCUAAACCAGACCAGGGGCCAGCACAAUCCAAUAAAAUAGAAAUCCAAUUUUAGGUCAAAACUUUGCAGUGCUCCUUUUGUUCUAAUAAUUGUUACUGAAGCUAUUGGAGUGCCUGGACAUUUACUCUACUAUCUACAAUUACAUUAAGGACAGGUAUAUCUUAAAGGGACAGGGACUGGGAGUCUGUGUGUUUCUGAGAUUAGAAUUUGUGGUCACAUGAGUCACAUGACUGUGUAGGCCUGACCCACCCAGUGUUUCCACUGGAGCUGAUGAUAAUGGAUUGACAGUGAAGUGCUGAGAGAGAGAUGAGUACAGGAAAGUUUAAAAGAAAAUGGGCAUGGGAUUUUAACUAGUCUCAGGGAGGGAGGGAAAGAAACCUGGCAAACGUAUGUUACUGAUAGAGUGGAUAGAAAGCAGCCUGGCAGGGGUAUGUUACUUUUGGUGGGAAGGAAGAAGGACUUGGUAAAGAUAUUCUGCUUUCAAGAAAAAGGAGGUACUGGAGACCUGGCAAUUGUAUUUCUGUUUUGGAACGAAAAGGGACUUGAAGAAGAGAAGCCAGGCAUGUGAAUUUUACUACAGGGGGUUAAGAAUGGUAUGGGGGCAGCUACUGCACUCAUAGUCUACAUACUGCAGUUUUUAAGGUGGCAGUGCAACAAAACAGAGCAGAAGUUAGCAGAGCAGCGAUAGGGAAUAGGGCAGACCUUCAAUGCCAGCAGCAAUGUUGUGGAAAAUGCCUUCCUUUACUUAUUUGGCAAUGUCAAUGGUUGAGUAAUGGGCCCAAGUCAUGAAGACAUUUUUAUAUGAACAUUUCUAUAAUCUUGCACACGUCUGUUAUUCUUCUGUGAUUAUGGUGUUUCUGACCAGAGAAUUGAUCUCACUGGAGGUUUUUGCUUAUCACAUACCCCGUACUCUAGAAAGUCUAAUGUGUGAAAUUCCCACAAGGUUGUCUGUUUUUGAAAUGUUGGAACCACCAUAUCUAGCACCAACAAUAAUUCCAUGAUGAAAGCCAAUCAUGUUUCUCAUUCUAAUGCUUGACCAAACAAGUUUCCUUGUGACAUGACUUGUUUAGUUAAGAGCAUUGAUUAACAGAUGUACCUAGUAGAGUGGCAUUACAUGUACCCAUAUAUACAGACAUUUUCAUUUUUUUUUAUAAGACUAUUAUGGAGUAAAUUGUUAUAGAAUAGCAUUUUUUAGAUUUUAAUGUUAGUGUCCCCUUGUCCUUAAUCUUUAGAUAAUUUUCACAAUGCACAGAAGGAUAUAACUCGGUAUGUCAAUCUAUAGAUCUAUCAAAGCUACACUUCUCUGUCAUGAAAACAUGGGGAAUUAAUUGUAUGUAAGUAAAUAAAUGAGAUAAGGAUCUACUAAAACUAUGGUAUAUUGGUUCAGCAUUUUAACCUAGGUGAGGGAUUUUUUGCCAGUAAUAAGCAACUAAAAUAUGUGCAGGGAUGCCUCUUGAGAGUGGCAUCCCAACACACAGAAAUUGUGCAGGUCUUUUGCUAACCCAGUAUAGUGUGGAUUUGUGCAUAGGGUGCAGGUAAAUGUGUUUAGAUAUGCACAGAUUUCUGUUUAUUAUCAGUCAAGCCGUGCAAAUUAUUCGGAUGAGUUUGUGGGAGAUUUGAUGUCAACACUCAUCUAUAUAUAUUGUUUGCUCCGUGUGGGUAGAACAAUCUGCACAGAGAUCUGUGCAUUCCAUGAGCAAAGAGCAGUUAUUUGUUUCUACUGCCCUUCAAGCCAAAAGUUGUGAACCCUCUCCUAGUUUAAUCACGUAUGCCUACAUCUGCAUAUGUUUAUAUAUGUUUAUAUAGCUCUGAAAGCUUGCUUGUUUAAUGUGAAAUAUACUGAUCACUCUAUACAAUAUGAAAUUUAUAUUUUGAGGAAAAAAAUAAUUAACAUGGAAAUAUUUAAUAUUGUACAGAAAUACUAUGUUGAGGAAAAUGUCAGAAACUACCAGCUGGUCUGUUGUAUAAUGGUAAUGAUGAGCUUAAUAGAUUAAUUUAACAUUAUCUUGAGAACUUCCAGACUCUUGAUAUACAUAUACAUGUAUCUUGUACAGUGACGUACAUUCACUCCUCAUUGGCUGCUUACAUGUUUGUACUGUUGCAACCUGGAACUAAAACACUUUUAUUAAGACUUCAGUCAGCUGAUUACACACACACAUACUUAACAAUUGAAAGGUACAGAAUAUUUUUCAUUCUUACGUUAAUUAAGCAAAGCAAUAUACAUUGUUGGUUGUUUAUAUACCUAUCCCUUAAAGAAAAACUGACUUUAUUUCUAAUGCAUUACUGUUUAAAAAAAAGACUACAUGUAUUAUAACUUCAGGGUGUAUUGCCUACCUUUUUGCUUUAUAGGAGGUAGAUAGAGGAAACCUGCACUCAGCGGGCUGCCAAUGUGCACAGGAUCUGAGAAUGGCCAAACCCCACAUUAGACAGAUGAAAGAAAUAGUGGUCCUGAGACUCAAGGUAAUAGCCAAAAAAGCAGCUUUAUUGGAGCAAAAACAGCAUAGUUUCAACCCAGCAGGUGUUUGUCAAGCUUAACAAAGACCCACUGGGUCGAAAUGUUGCUGUUUUUGCUCCAAUAAAGCUACUUUUUUUGGCUAUUACCUUGAGUGCCUGGGCCAAUAUUUUAUUUCAUAUACCUUUGCUUUAUGAGGAUGGCCAUCUCGAAAUUCCAAUUAGCCAACCAAAAAGCAUGCAGUUAAUCAAACGCAUAUUCACAAUCUUGACAUUAUGAGUUCUCAAAAACACACUCUGGAAGGAGUUCAGACCUUACCAUUGUGCAUGGUCUUAGCAGAUACGUGGUGCUUUUGACCAAGGCAGUAUAAAGAUGGCCACCCCUUUGGAGCAAAUUCACAAAGACUAUGUUUUAACCUAUAUCUAUUUAUUACAAAAUAUUACACAUCAAGGCAGUACUACAUGUGGUCUUUUAUUUUCAAUAAUAAUACUAAAUCCUGACAGUUUACCUUUAAAUCAUUACUUGGCAGAAGCACCUUUGGCUGCAUUUACAGCUAUUCGUAUUUAAGUAUAUGCCAGCUUUGCGCAUUUGGAAAUUGCAAUUCUUUACCAGUCUUCUUAAAUGAAUUGGAUGUGGACAGUUGGUCAGGUCAACAGCAACUUCCAAAACGUUCAGUCUUAUCAGACCAGAGCUUUUUCCAUAUGUUUGCUGUCUCCCUCAUAUGCCUUUUGUCAAACUGCAAACAGGAGUUGUCAUGGUUUUUCUUGAGCAAUGGCUUGCUUCUAGUCACACAUCACUGAAAUGUAGUUUGUGGAGCGUUCUUGGAUCUUUUUUCCUAUUUCAGCUACAGAUCCCUCCAUCUUCUGGUCACUGAGUUUUGGAGAAUGGUCAAAUUAAAAUAAAAUAUAUUUUAAUUCCAGGUUAUAACACUACAAAAUGAGAAAAAUUUCAAAGGGUGAUGAAUACUUAUGCAAGGAACUGUAAGAAAGAUUUUUUUUUUUAGAUAAUACGUUAUAAUGUAGCUCACUACGAAUGCAAAAUUUUACUAUCUGAAAGUCUUCCUAUUAUGUGUGCCAAAUUCAACCAAUACAGUGAAAGUCAGCCACUGAAUAUCUAUGUUUACUUUGCUAUAUUACUCUUGUGUCAGACAUAUGUUAUCUUUAAUGAACAAGCUAGUAUUUAAGUAUUAGGUAAGUGGUUGUUAUAUUGUAUAAAGUCAUGCUGCAAUACAAUCUGUAGAAAAGAAAUGUAAUCAAUAACUUCAGAGGUUACUGUGUUAAAUAUGGAUUUGUCAGCUUAUUGUCACAGCUUUUUCAGUCUGACAGAAUGUGCUAUUCACUUUUGAUCCCUAGAAUGUACUUGUUAUGACACAAGCAUAAACAUCUUCCAGUCUGUGAGCAUCAAGCAAUAUGUGGGCUAUAGAUUUAUUAUACUAUAUUUUGAAAUCAAUAUUCUAAACUGUAUGUUAAAGCAAUAAAUGUUUUUAUGCUAUAUCUGGAUUGUUUUUAAUCAUCAUCUCUCUUGCUGAACCAUUUAUUAACAGAAUAAGAAGAUUAAUUGAGCACCUUGCUGUUAGACCAAUAGGUAAAAAAGCAGUUAACAACCAUGAGAAAUUAUUUGGUGUUCAAGGCUCUGUGACUGAUUAAAAAGUUAAUUAAGCAAAGCAAAUAAAACUAUAUUAAAGGCUGCUUUAUUAAAGGCUGCUUUAGAGAGACCAUCCAAGAAUUCUAUUGUGACUGGUGCUGGGCUUUGCAGCUGACGAACACCAGUCUCUAUAUUAGCGUUUGGAAACCAGGAUUCAAUCAGAAUUAUACAAAGUGUAAUAAUUAAAACGGACAGUAGAUAGCGAUGAUAAACCACUAUCUACUGUAUUAAACAAAAAAAUCAAUUUGUAAUAUCAAAACUGAUAUUAGCAGUGAGUUACCAUAGAGUUGGGUUUAGGGGUUGGCUUAUGGGUGUGGUAGGGUUAGGUUUAGGCAUAAUAGUAGGGUAGGAUUAAAGUUAGUGUUCAGGUAGAGUUAUGAUUAACUGUAGAGUUAGGGUUAGUGUAGGGUUACAGUAAGGUAACAUUUAACGCUGGGUAUGGGUUAAUGCUGUUUUAGGGUUAGGGAUAGUCUAUGGUUAGGAUUAGGGUAGGCAUAUGGUUAGAGUUAGUGUAGGCAUUGGGUAAGGGGUAUAGUUGGUAUAGCCUAGUAUGGGGGUUUGUAUAGAGUUAGCAUUUGCUGUCAAAAAUUUAUUUAGAUCUUAGACAUAUUAGGC